UGUCUGUCUGUCUGUCUGUCUGUCUGUCUGCAGGGUGUCGACCACCAACAUGUCAACACAGGCGCCGACGUUCACGCAGCCGCUGCAGAGCGUCGUGGCACUAGAGGGUAGUGCCGCGACGUUCGAGGCUCAAGUUAGUGGUUCUCCAGUUCCUGAGGUGAGCUGGUUCCGUGAUGGCCAGGUUCUUUCCACCGCCGCUUUACCCGGCAUUCAGAUCUCGUUCAGCGACGGCCGCGCUGUUCUGAAGAUCCCCGCCGUGACCGCCGCACACAGUGGAAGAUUUUCUGUCAGAGCAACCAACGGUGCUGGACAAGCCACGAGUACCGCCGAACUCCUCGUUACAGCCGAGACGGCGCCGCCCAGCUUCCUUCAGAGACUGCAGAGCUCCUCGGUGAGACAGGGCAGCCAGGUGAGGCUGGACGUCCGAGUCUCCGGCAUCCCGACACCCGUGGUGAAGUUCUACCGAGAGGGAGCCGAGAUCCAGAGCUCUGCCGACUUCAGGAUCCUCCAGGAGGGAGACCUGUACGGCCUGCUGAUCGCCGAGGCCUUCCCAGAGGAUUCUGGGACAUAUUCUGUGACCGCCACCAACAGCAGUGGACGCGCCACCUCCACCUCUGAGCUGCUGGUUCAGGGUGAAGAAGCCGUUCCAGCAAAGAAAACCAAGACGGUGAUUUCAGCCUCUCAGAUCUCUCAGACCCGUCAGACCAGAGUGGAGAAGAGGAUGGAGGCCAGUUUCCAGGCCACCGCCAUGAUGGAGAUGCAGGUGGAGGGCGCCGAGCUGAUUCAGCAGCUGGCUCACAAGACUCCGCCCAGAGUUCCUCCCAAACCAAUGUCCAAGUCCCCGACUCAGUCCUCGUUGGUCGCCAAGGUGGCCGGAGGACGCCAACAGUCACCGUCACCCGUCAGACACGUGAAGGCGCCCACGCCGACGCCUGUCAGGCCUGCCUCUCCCACUUCAAGACUCUCAGUCUCCCCCAUCAGGCCCGUCAAGUCCCCCAUCACCGCACGCAAGCUGGCGGCCGCCGCCGGUGACGUCCUCCCGCCCUGGAAGCAGGGAGACUACGUGGGUGAGGCCAGCUACACCAGCAUGACCAGCAUGACCAGUAUGACAAGCAGCACCGUCACCCAGCUGGGCCAGGAGCAGCGCUGGGAGCAGCAGGUCACCGGGGUCAAAGAGGCUGAGGGAGGGAUUAGAGCCGGGGCCGUGGCCAAGGUGGUGGCCGCCGUCGACCUCGCUCGUGUCCGUCAGCCGGUGCAUGUCGAAGACGAGGAGACUGAGGCUGUAGAGGGAGAGUUAAGGCAGCAGGCCGCCGCCGCCGCCGCCAUGUCUGCUGAUCAACAGUAUCGAGCCAGCUGGACAACAACAAGAGAGCAGGCUGGUCAGAUGCUUACUGCUGCUCAGGAGGUUACACCUGAACCAACCGUGGCGCCGCCUCAGAUUCAGACAGCGACAGAAAUGUCUUCCCAUGUGGACACUGGUCUCGCCUCGUCCCCAGUUCCACAUUUCACAGUUUCUAAAGUUUCUGUCCCAAAACAUGAGGCUAGCACCGAGGUUUCCAUCGCCGGCUCGGCGAUCGCCACUCUGCAGAAAGAGUUCUCUUCAUCCUCCGCCGCCGCUAGAAAGAUCAUCAAGCCCGUCAAGUCUCCCAGUCCGUCUCGUACGAUGGCGGAGACCAGAGGGACGCUGGAGGCCGUCCCCCCGCCGUUCAGAGAGCAAUAUCAGAGUCGUUUUGGCUCUGAGUUACAGACGGGGGUGGUGUUCUCGGGGGGCAUGGAGAGAGUUUAUGAGGACUGGGGAGCCCAGGUGAUGGAGGCAGCAGCUGUACCUGCAGGCGGCGGCGUGAUCCCCGCCACACUGGUGUCGGGCCUGAAGAACACGAAUGUGACGGAGGGCGAGUCGGUGACGCUGGAGUGCCAGAUCGGCGGUCACCCCACACCCGUCAUCAUGUGGUUCAGAGAGGACUACAAGAUCGAGAGCUCCAUCGACUUCCAGAUCAGCUACAAGAACGGAUUCGCCCAGCUGGUGAUCCGCGAGGCGUUCGCCGAAGACAGCGGACGCUUCACCUGCACCGCCACAAACGAGGCAGGAACCGUCAGCACCUCCUGCUACCUGCUCGUCCAGGUGUCCGAAGACAUCGAGAGCAGAGAGGAGAUCGCUGUCGUCGUCACCGAACACGUUGAAACAGCUGAGAAACUAGUAACCGAAGAAACCAAAGAACAGGUGAGCGUGGCCGAGUCAGACGCUGCGGCCGCCGCUCCCUUCUUUAUGAGAAAGCCAACCGUGCAGAAGCUGGUUGAAGGAGGAAGUGUCGUGUUUGAAUGUCAAGUCGGGGGAAGUCCCAAACCUCACAUCAUCUGGAAGAAGAGCGGCGUACCGCUCACCACCGGAUACAGAUACAAAGUCGCCUACAAGAAGGAGUCUGGAGAGUGCAAGCUGGAGAUCUCCAUGACCUUCGCCGAUGACGCCGGAGAAUACUCCGUCUUUGUCAAGAACCAGCUGGGAGAAGUCUUGGCCUCCGCCCAUCUGCUGGAGGAAGAGGAAUACGAAAUCUACAUGAAGAAACAGGAAGCAACCUUUAAGACUGAAGUGACCGCUGUGGUGCAGGAGCCCAAAGUGGGAGAUGUUCCCCCCAUUGUAGUUACAACAAUGGAGCAGAUGACCACCACCAUUAUCUCUGGACAGGAAUUCCAUCUUUCUGCCAUUGAGCAGAGGAUCAUCCAGGAGAUUGAACUGUGCAUUAUGAAGAUCACAUACAGAGAGAUCGUGACGGAGGACGGAGAGUUGAUGGUGACUGCAGACCCCACCGAGGCGGUGCAGCCCACCUUCGACACUCCCGUCAAAAACUACAGAAUCAUGGAGGGAAUGGGCGUCACUUUCCACUGCAAGAUGGCUGGAAUGCCACUCCCAAAGAUUGUUUGGUACAAAGACGGCCAGCGUAUCAGGGCCGGCGACCGAUACCAGAUGGAGGUUCUUCAGGAUGGACGAGCCAGCCUUCGUGUGCCCGUGGUUCUGCCAGAAGACGAGGGCGUGUACACCGCCUUCACCACCAACAUGAAGGGAAACGCCGUCAGCUCUGGGAAGCUCUACGUUGAGCCGUCCGGAGCUGUGAUGCCUCAGAGAUACACCCCACAGCCGGCGAUGCAGAGGAUCAGGUCCACAUCUCCGCGUUCUCUGAGCCGCUCUCCUGGACGUUCUUCCAGCCGUUCUCCCGGACGUUCUCCGGCCCGCCGGCUGGACGAGACUGACGAGGCUCAGCUGGAGAGACUCUACAAGCCCGUGUUUGUCAUGAAACCUUCCUCAUGUAAAUGCUCUGAGGGGCAAACCGCCAGGUUCGACCUGAAGGUCGUCGGCAGGCCGAUGCCCGACACGUACUGGUUCCACAACGGACAACAAGUGGUUAGCGACUACAACCACAAGAUCGUGGUUAAAGAGGACGGAACCCAGUCCCUGAUCAUCGUCCCAGCCAUGCCUCACGACUCUGGAGAGUGGACCGUCGUCGCUCAGAACCGAGCUGGACGGUCGUCCAUCUCCAUCACUCUCACUGUUGAUGCUAAAGAAACCUUGCUGCGCCCUCAGUUUGUUGAGAAGCUGAGGAACAUCAGUGUGAAGCAGGGCACUCUGGUUGAACUGGCUGUCAAAGCCAUCGGAAACCCCCUACCUGACAUCGUCUGGCUGAAAAACAGUGACAUCAUCAGCCCACACAAGCACCCACACAUCAGGGUUGAAGGAACCAGAGGAGAUGCCAAAUUCCAGAUUCCCUUAGCAGCUGGCUCAGACAGCGCCUGGUACACCGCCACAGCCAUCAACAAGGCUGGCAGAGACACCACUCGCUGCAGAGUCAACGUGGAGGUGGACUAUGUUGAACCUGAACCAGAGAGGAAGCUCAUUAUUCCCAAAGGAACCUACAAAGCUAAAGAGAUUGCCCCUCCAGAGCUGGAGCCCCUCCACCUGCGAUACGGUCAAGACCAGUGGGAGGAGGGCGACCUCUAUGACAAAGAGAAGCAGCAGAAACCACAGUUCAAGAAGAAGCUGACCUCUGUCCGAAUGAAGCGCUUCGGUCCGGCUCAUUUCGAGUGCAGACUGACCCCUAUCGGUGACCCCACCAUGAUGGUGGAGUGGCUGCACGACGGGAAACCUCUGGAAGCUGCCAACAGGCUGCGCAUGGUCAACGAGUUCGGCUACUGCAGUCUUGACUAUGAAGUUGCGUACGCUAGAGACAGCGGCGUCAUCACCUGCAGAGCUACCAACAAGUUCGGCGUCGACCAGACCUCGGCCACCCUGGUUGUCAAGGAUGAUAAGGGUCUCGUUGAGGAAACGCAGCUUCCUGAAGGCAGGAAGGGAGCACACCGAAUCGAUGAGAUAGAGCGCAUGGCUCACGAGGGAGGACCCUACGGAGUCACUGCUGAGGAAGAUUCUGAGAAAAUGAAACCUGAGAUUGUCCUUCUUCCUGAACCAGCCAGAGUGGUGGAAGGCGAAACAGCACGAUUCCGCUGCAGAGUGACCGGUUAUCCAUCACCCAAGGUGAACUGGUAUCUCAACGGACAACUUAUUCGCAAAAGCAAGAGAUACAGACUUCGUUAUGACGGUAUUUACUACCUGGAGAUCACUGAAAUCAAAUCCUAUGAUUCAGGAGAGGUCAGAGUAGUGGCUGACAACAACCUGGGCUCAGCCGAACACACCGUGAAGCUGGAGAUUCAGCAAAAAGAGGACUUCAGGACUCAUCUGCGCCGAGCCCCAGAGGGUAAGGCAGCUGAGGCCGCACCCGAACCUGGAAAAGUACAAUUUGAGGUGGUGAAGGCUGACAUAGCCACAGAUGACUCUCAGCUGAAAGAGGUGGUCAAGCUGAAGAAGGCCCAGAGAAAUAUCCACGAGAAAUCCACAGAGGAGUCAGACGAGCUGAGGGGCAAGUUCAAGCGCAGGACAGAGGAAGGAUAUUACGAGUCCAUCACCGCCGUGGAGCUCAAGUCACGUAAGAAGGACGAGUCCUACGAGGAUCUGCUGAAGAAAACCAAGGAGGAGUUGCUUCACCGCGCCAUGGCGAAGGAGGAGGCUGAGAAGAAGAAGGAAGAGGAGCGCCGCAAGAUUACAGCUAAAGCUCUAAAACCAGAGAGGGUCAAGCUGUCAGCUAGCAUGGAAGCUCCUAAGAUCCUGGAGCGUAUUACCAGCCAGACAGUCAACCAGGGCGAUGAAGUCAAGUUCAGGGUCAGAGUGGUCGGCAGACCAGAACCCGAGUGCCAGUGGUUCAAGAACGGAGUUCAGCUGGAGAAGUCUGACCGUAUUAACUGGUACUGGCCUGAAGAUCACGUGUGUGAACUGGUGAUCAGGAACGUCAGAGCCGAGGACUCUGCUAGUGUCAUGGUUAAAGCAUCGAGCACCGCCGGAGAGACUUCAAGCCACGCUUUCCUGCUGGUGCAAGGAAAGCAAGUCAUCACCUUCACACAGAAGCUGGAGGAUGUCAACGCCAAAGAGAAGGACACCACGGCGACCUUCGAGUGUGAAACCAAUGAGCCUUUUGUUAAAGUCAAAUGGUUGAAGAACAACGUGGAGAUCUUCUCCGGAGACAAAUACAGGAUGCACUCUGACAGAAAGGUUCACUUCCUGUCUGUGCUGAUGAUUGACAUGAGGGAUGACGCAGAAUUCAGCUGCGUGGUUAUAGACGACGACGUCAGUACAACUGCCAAGCUCAACGUUGAAGGAGCUCCGCUGGAGCUCCUGAAGCAGCUGGAGAGCACCGAGGUUCCCGAGACGUAUUCUGGAGAGUUCGAGUGCGUCGUGUCCCGAGAGGACGCCGAGGGCAGCUGGUUCUUUAGAGAGAAGCUGCUCUCUCCCAGCAGUAAAUAUGUCAUGUCCUCCCGCCGUGGACGGCACACCCUGUCCGUCAAAGACGUCAAGAAGGAGGACCAGGGAAAAUAUACUUUCAAAGUGGGCGACUUCAAGACGAGUGCAUCGCUGAAAAUGAAAUUGCGUCCGGUGACCCUGAUGCAGCCUCUGACUGACCUGACGGUCUGCGAGGGCGACAUCGCUCAGCUGGAGGUGAAGUUCUCGCAGGAGAACGUUGAAGGAACCUGGAUGAAGACCGGCCAGCCGGUCGUGGCCUCCAGCCGCGUCCACAUUGUUAUCGACAAACAGAUCCACAAACUCCUGAUUGAAGACACCAUCAAGGACGACCAUGGGAUCUACUCCUUUGUGGUUCCCGGUCACGAGAUCUCAACCUCUGCGAAGCUCGUUGUUCAGAAAAUCGGCGUCUUGGUCCCGCUGAAGGACACGAGUGCUGUUGAGGGCACCAAGGCCGUCCUGGAGACCAAGAUCUCCGCUCAGGACGUCCUCUCAGUCAAAUGGUUCCACAACGACAAGCUGCUGACGCCCAGCGACCGAAUCCAGAUGGUGGCGAAGGGAGCCAAGCAGCGCCUGGUCUUCAACAGGACCUACGCCUCCGACGAAGGACGCUACAAACUGGUGGUCGGCCGCGCCGACACCAGCUGUGCAUUCUCUGUUCAGACCGUCCAGAUCGUGAAACCGAUUAAGGACAAGCAGUGCUCCGAGUCUGAGAACGUCACGUUUGAAGUGGAGGUUUCCCACGAGGGCAUCGACGCCUUCUGGACCUUCAAGAGGCAGCCGAUCAAAUCCGGCGGCAAGUACAAGAUGGAGUCCAAGAAGAAGCACCACACGCUGACGGUCCUGAACGCCAUGAAGGAUGAAGAGGGCGAGUACAUGUUCGCCGCUGGUGAGAAGAUGUGCAGCGCUUCACUCACCGUAACAGGUGGCGCCAUCAAGAAGCCCCUGCAUGAUCUGGUGGUGGCGGACUCCCAGACCUCCGUGCUGGAGUGUGAAGUCGCCAACCCCUCCGCCGAGGGCAGGUGGCUGAAAGACGGCCAUCCCGUGGACCUGAACGAGAACACGCUGAGCGAGGUGGACGGCGCCGUCAGACGCCUUGUCAUCGUGAUCACCAAAGCCACCGACGUCGGAGAGUACACCUACCAGGUGGCCACCUCCAAGACCUCCGCCACCCUGAAAGUGGAAGCUGUGAAGAUCAAGAAGACCCUGAAGAACCUGAACGUGGUCCAGACUCAGGAAGCCGUGUUCAGCCUGGAGCUGACCCACGAGGACGUGAGGGGGGCGCAGUGGAUCAAGAACGGCGUUGAGAUGCAGUCCAGCGAUAAAUACGAGAUCACUAUUGAAGGCACGGUGCACACCCUGAAGAUCAAGAACUGCACCACGCAGGACGAGUCCGUUUACUCUUUCAAACUGGGAAAACUGUCGGCCAACGCCAGACUCAACGUGGAGACCAUCAAGAUCCUGAAGAAGCCGAAGGACGUGACAUCACUGUUGGGCGCAACUGCCGUAUUUGAGGUGGGCAUCUCGGAGGACGACAUCCCGGUGAGGUGGAUGUUCAACAACGUGGAGCUGAGGCCCAGCGACAGCUACAGGGUGCUCUCUGAGAAGAAGACCCACAAACUCAUCGUCCAGGACGUGGACAACAGCAAAGAGGGCGAGUACACCGCCGUGGUGGGCCACCUCCAGUGCAGCGCUCGCCUCAUCGUCGAGUCCCUGCGAGUCACCAGACCCCUGAAGAGCGUCCAGCUCCCGGAGACCCAGGUGGCCACGUUCGAGUGUGAGGUUUCUCACUUCAACGUGCCGUCCACCUGGCUGAAGGAUGGCGUGGAGAUCGAGAUGAGCGAGAAGUUCAGGAUCGUGGUUCAGGGGAAACUCCACCAGCUGAAGAUCAUGAACACCAGCAGGGACGACUCUGCAGAGUACACCUUCGUCUGCGGCAACGACCGCGUGUCCGCCACGCUCACCGUUAAUCCCAUCGUCAUCUCAACGAUGCUGCAGGACCUGAACGCUCAGGAGAAAGACACGGUCACAUUCGAGGUGAACGUCAACUAUGAGGGAGUCACGUACAAAUGGCUGAAGAACGGCGUGGAGAUCCGGUCCACGGACAGAUGCCAGGCUCGCUGCAAACAGCUCUCUCACACUCUGAGCAUCAGGAACGUUCACUUUGGAGACAGCGCCGAGUACACCUUCACAGCCGGCUCUGCACUCACUACCGCCAAACUCUACGUCGAGUCUCGCGUGGUUGAGUUUACUAAAGACCUGAAGGACCUGAAGAUCACAGAGAAGAAGAGAGCGACUUUUGAAUGUGAAGUUUCUGAGCCGAACAUCCAGGUGAUGUGGAUGAAGGAAGGUCAGGAGCUGGAGAUGUCGGACAGAUAUAAAAUGACCUCGGAUAAAUUCGUGCACCGCCUGGUUCUGCCGUCAGUCCGCAUGUCUGACGCCGGAGAAUACACCGCCGUGGCCGGUUCAAGCAUGUCCAAGGGCACCCUGGGAGUGGCGGGACGGGACAUCAAGAUCUCAGAGCCCGCUAGCAGGGACAUCACUGUCGUUGAGAAACAAAGAGCGACCUUCGAGUUCGAGGUGAACGAGGACGACGUGGACGGUCGCUGGCUGAGGAACGACGUGGAGAUCCAGUUCUCGCUGGAGGAGCGGUUCAACUAUGCCACCAUCAGGAAGCUGCACCGUCUCACUAUCUCCGAGACGUACAGGAGCGACGCCGGAGAGUACACCUUCAUCGCCGGCAAGAACAGGAGCACCAUGACGCUCCAUGUCAGACUGCCGGAGCCUCCUCAGAUCGUCCGCCAGGUGCAGCCCCAGACGGCGACAUCAGGUAGAUCGGUUCGCUUCUCGGUGCAGGUGAGCGGCCUCCCGAAGCCUCAGGUGUCCUGGUACAAAGACUCCCAGGCUCUGUCCACCAGCUACAAGUGCAAGUUCCUCCACGACGAAGACGAGCACACGCUGCUGCUGCUCGAGGUGUUCCCCGAGGACACCGCCGUUUACAGCUGCGAGGCCAAGAACGACUACGGAGAGGCGACGAGCUCCGCCUCUCUCUCUGUGGAAGUUCCUGAGGUGGUCGAAACCGUGGCUCGGGUGUCUGCUCCGGUCCUCAUCGCUCCCAUGCGGGACCUCCUGAUCACAGAGGGACACCCUGCCCUGUUCCAGUGCACCGUCUCUGGGGAAGAUCUGCAGAUUUCUUGGUUCUGUGGUGACAAAGAGAUCAGACAGUCAGACAUCUUCAGGAUGUCUCAUGAUGGUGAAACCUGCCGGUUGGACAUUUCCAGAGUUCUCCCCAACCACGAGGGAGAGUUCUCAUGUGUUGCCACUAACUCGGCAGGAAUGGCCACAUGUGCCGCGACUCUGAAUAUCGACGUAACUGCAGUGGAGCAGGAACCUAUGGUUCAGGUCCGGGAGGACGUCAAAGUGAAACCUGUGUUCAGGCACAGGAUCGUCCCCGUGGAGAUCAACAUUGGUAACGCUGCCAAGUUUGAAUGUGAAACUGAGGACGCUCCCAAUGUGAGCUUCAAGUGGUUCAAAGAUGGAAACCAGAUCAAAGAGGGCGAUAAGUACAGGAUUAUCAGUCGCUUCAGCACGUCCUCUCUGGAGCUUCUGAGCCCAAACAAGACUGAUAGCGGUGAAUACACCUGCAAGGCGUCCAAUCAGCACGGCAGUGACGAAUGCUCCGCCUCUCUCAAUGUGACAGAGCAUUGCCCUCCGGCCUUUCUAAGUAAACCUGACCCUCAGAUUGUGUAUGUUGGGAAGAGGGCAGAGUUACAGUGUGUAAUAUCAGGCUCUGCUCCUCUGAGCGUUGUCUGGCUCAAAGACAACCAGGCCUUACCCAAAGCAUCCACACACUACCAAACCUCUUGUGAAAGGAAUAAGCACACUCUUGAGAUAACCAAGCUUGAGCCGGCUGACGGCGGCCGGUUUGUGUGCAAGGUGUCUAAUGAUGUUGGGACGACUGAGUGCAGCACGGAGCUGCGUGUUAUUGAUAAGCCCAGCUUUGUAAAGCCUCUGGGUCCGGCCGCCGCCAUGGUCGGAGCUCCUCUGCAGCUGCAGUGUCAGGUGGACGAGGACACCGGAGUCACUGUCACCUGGACCAGAGACAGUAGAAAAGUCCACCAGUCUCCGGACUGUAAACUGUCCUUCGAGGAUAAGACGGUGACUCUUGAUAUCCUAAAGACCACACUGAAAGAUUGUGGAAACUAUGUGUGUACGGUGACAAAUGAAGCCGGGAGCGCAACGUGCUCCACCUCGGUGAAGGUUCAAGAGCCGCCGGUCUUUGUGAAGAGGCUGGAGGUCUCCACAGUCUGGAAGCAGGGCAGCACCGCCCGGCUGCAGUGCUCCGUCAAAGGAUCCCCUGAACUCCACACCACCUGGUUCUUUAACAACAGCGAGUUGUCUGCUGGUGGCAGAUACGACAUCAGUCUGAAGGACGGUGUCACGACUCUUGAGAUAAAGGACGUCACGUUGAGUGACAGCGGCAACUUCACCUGUGAGGUUCUCAAUGAGUCUGGGUGUGAAAGCUGCACCACUAAAGUAACAGUGAAAGAGCCGCCAUCUUUCAGAAAGGAGUUAGCGUCCUUAGAGGCGGUCCGAGGAUCCGUAGCGGUGUUGGAGUGUGAGAUUGUGGGUUCCGCACCAUUCGAGGUAACCUGGAAAAAGAAUAAGAAACAUCUGUCAGCAGAUAAGAAAUACAGAAUAGUGUCGCAGGGCUCGCUGAGCUCUCUGGAGAUCCACUCCUUUGAGAGCGCCGACGCUGGCGAAUACGAAUGUGUGGUAUCUAACGAGGUCGGCUCAGUGACCUCUAAGUCAUUGGCUAAACAGAGAGAGCCGCCCAUGUUCUCUAAGAGGAUUGAGAGUACAACAGCAGUGUUGGGAAAUACAGUGAAACUCCAGGGAACCCUAAAAGGCUCAGCGCCCAUCGCUAUCAAAUGGAUGAAAGACUCUGAGCUGCUCAGAGACGACGAUCCAAAUAUCAAAAUGAUAUUUGAGAACAACGUCGCGAGCAUUUCCUUCUCUUCUGUUGAGAUAAAACAUGGCGGCAAGUAUACUUGUUUUGCUGAGAACGAGGCGGGGCAGCAGAAAUGUGAAGCCGUCUUAACAAUUCAAGAGCCUGCUAAGAUCUUAGAGAAAGCAGCGUCCAUCAGUGUGACUGCGGGAGAUUCAGCCACGCUGGAGUGUACGAUCUGUGGAACCCCAGACCUGAAAGUGAAGUGGUUUAAAGACGGGAAGGAGAUGAUCAGUGGCCGUAAAUAUAAGAUGGUUGUGAAGGAGAACACGGCCAUCUUAAAGAUCCUCUCGGCAGAUAAAGGAGACACUUCAGACUACAGGAUGGAGGUGUCCAAUAAAGUGGGAAAAGACCAGUGCAGCUGCUCGGUCACUGUUAUAGAUCGUGCUGUUCCACCAUCCUUCACCAAAACUCUAAAGAAAGUGGAUGGCAGUAUUGGUAGCGAUGUCACCUUGGAGUGCAGAGUUGCUGGAUCUCAGCCGAUGGUUGUUUCUUGGUACAAAGAUCAGAAGGAAAUCCACAGCGAUGCCAAAUAUAAGCUGGAUUUCAGUGAGAUCACAGCCUCUGUGACGGUAACCGGCCUGGAGCAGACGGACGGUGGCGUUUAUACCUGCCGGGCCUCUAAUGAUGCCGGAGAAAAAGAGACUAGUGGUACUUUGUCCGUCAAAGAACCUCCGGUCUUCACGGUGACACCUGAAUCCCAGGACGCUUCACCGGGAUCAGAUGUUGUCAUAAAAUCAUCCUUUACAGGAUCAGCUCCUCUGGUGGUUAAAUGGUUCAGAGAGGAGAAGGAGGUUUUCACUAGGGGGAAGUGUUUCAUAAAAAAAGAUGCCUCUUCCAGCUCUCUAGAGCUUCACUCUGUGAAACCCAGUGACUCGGCUAAAUACACCUGCCAGGUGUCCAAUGAUGCCGGGAAGGUGGACUGCACCGCGGCCCUCUUUGUGAAAGAAGCUCCAACAUUUACAAUGAAGCUUGAGCCUUCACAGCUGCUGAGAACUGGACAACCUCUGAAGCUGUCCUGCAAAGUGCAGGGCACGCCUGUUAUUAGCAUCAGAUGGUUUAUGAACGGCUCAGAGAUCACUUCAGACCGCAGACGCUCGACGUCCUUCGACAGCUCAGUAGCGACUCUGGAGGUAGAGGACUGCUCUGUAGAGGACAGUGGAGAUUAUGUCUGUACGGCGUCCAGCGAGGCCGGCAGCGACCGAUGCAGCUGCUCAGUAACAGUGAAAGAGCCUCCAGCGUUUGUCAGGUCUUUCCAGUCAGCUGAGCUUGUAAAGGGAUCCGACAUUAUCUUGGAAGGAACCGUUUCAGGUUCCUCUCCGUUUGAAAUCAGUUGCUUCCUCAAUGAGAAGCUGAUCAGAAACGACAAAAGGCAUCAGAUGAGUGUUGAAAAGGACACGGUGACUCUUCAGAUCUCCCGCUGUGAGACCGGAGACGCUGGGACGUACCAGUGCACGGUCACUAAUGAGGUCGGGGAGACAUCUUGUUCUUGCCAGAUUACACUGAAAGAACCACCGUCCUUUGUUCAGAGAAUAGAGGACGUGUCCUGCACGGUGGGCUCUGAGCUCUCUAUGAAGUGCAUGUUGUCUGGAUCUCUUCCCAUGACUCUCUCCUGGAUCAAGGACGAUCAUGAGCUCACAGAAGACGAGCACAUUCAGAUGUCCUAUGAAACCAAAAGUGCCGUGUUGAAUUUGAGAAAUGCUCAGUUAUCACACGCUGGGAAAUAUGUGUGUCAGGCCCAGAACAAAGCCGGGACUCAGAGAUGUGCCGCCGUGCUCGUAGUCACAGAACGCACGGUCCCGCCAAACUUCACCAAGAAGCCCUCUGAGUCCAUGAUGGAUUCUGCGGGUAAGACGGUGAAGAUGGAGAGUCGGGUGUCCGGCUCCCAGCCACUGACGGUCACCUGGUACAAGAACGACAACGAGAUCUACGGCUCUGACAAACACGAUGUGAGCUUCAAGAACAACGUGGCCGUGCUGUGUGUCAGAGAGGCUACCGGCUCUGACGGCGGUGUUUACACCUGCGCAGCAUCCAACGAAGCUGGCAAAGCUUCAUGUCGGGUUUCUCUCACCAUCACAGAAACUGGACAGGCUCCAAAGUUCGACGUCCCUCUGGAGCCGGUGACGGUGAGCGAGGGCGAGAAGCUGAGCCUGAAAUGCAACAUCAGCGGCUCUCCUCCGCUGACCAUCCAGUGGAUGAAGGAUAGGAGGGAGCUGAAGUCAAACGGGAACACUGGAAUCACAUUUGUUGGGGGGACGGCGUGUCUGAAGGUCAGCCCGGUCUCAAAGAGCGACGCCGGGGAUUACCUUUGCAAGGCCAGCAAUGCCGCUGGCACCGAGUUCUGCAAGUCCAGGGUCACUGUGAGAGAUACAGGAGCCAAGGCGGCCCCCGCUGAGGCUGCCGUCGCCGCCCCCGCUGCAGCUGCUCCGGUCAAAAGGCUUGACAACCUUUUCUUCAUCGAGGAACCCCAAAACGUUUCUGUCACAGAGAAGGGCACUGCAACGUUCAUCGCCAAGAUCGGAGGUGACCCCAUCCCCAGCGUGAAGUGGAUGAAGGGCAAAUGGAGGCAGAUCACCCCCGGGGGUCGCAUCUCCAUCGAGCACAAGGGCCAGGAUGCCAAAAUGGAGAUCAGAGAGGUGACCAAGUCUGACUCAGGCCUCUACAGGUGCGUCGCCACCAACAAACAUGGAGAGAUCGAGUGCGGUGCAGAGAUGGAGGUCUCCAAGACGGAGGAAAAGGAAGGACUUGGAGAUAUAAGGACAAGACUGAAGAAGACUCCCUCGAAGCAAAAGAGUCCCAAGAAAGACGGAGACGUCGAUAUUGUGGAGUUGCUUCGAGGUCAAGACCCCAAAGACUACGAGAGGAUCCUGCAGGAGCACGGCAUCCACGACUACCGCGCCAUCCUGCAGGCCGUCGAGUUCCUGAAGAGGGAAAAGGAGAUGAAGACCGGCAGAGUGGAGGUGGAGCAUGGCGGCCGGGUUGAAGAGGAGGACAUGGCCCGGCUCAUCGAGCAGCUGGAGGGACGCGUCAGCACAGAGGUACCUCAAAACAGCUCCCCUAAACCCGUCUCUGUGAUGGAGGACAUCAGUGACCAGACAACGCCUGAGAACCAGAGCGCCACCUUCGAGUGCCAGAUCCGGAUUAACUACCCGGAGAUCACCCUCACCUGGUACAAAGGCACCCAGAAACUGGACACCAGCGACAAGUACGACAUCAGCAGCGUGGGCGAGCGCCAUUAUCUGCGCAUCAACAACUGCCACGUCAAAGAUCAGGGCAACUACCGCGUGGUGUGUGGUCCUCACAUCUCCAACGCCAAGCUCACCGUCACAGGAGCUGCUUACAAAACAGCCGAACAAAUUCAGUUCACUAAAUGCAUCAGAAGCAUCGAGGUCAAUGAACGCAACUGUGCCACCUUCGAGUGCGAAUUGUCCUUCGACAACGCUACCGUCACAUGGUACAAAGACUCGUGGGAGCUCAGAGAGAGCCCAAAAUAUAACUUCAGGACCGAUGGCCGGCACCACUUUAUGACCAUCCGCAACGUAACGGCAGAGGAUGAAGGCGUUUACUCGGUGAUUGCUCGUCUGGAGCCGAUGGGAGAAGCUCGAAGCACAGCGGAGCUUUACCUGUCAGGCAAAGAGGUUGGGUUAGGAAAGGUUCCUCAGGACAUCCCCGACUCGUCAGUUCAUGUCCCAGAAGCAGCGGCUCUGUUUGUUCGAGAUUCCUCUGAAUUUUAUCACUACGAAGAACGAUCAGAAGUGAAAGUUGAAGAAGAGACGGUUUCUGUUCGCUACUCCGCCGUCACAGCAGAAGCGAAGCGAGUGGUUGGAGAGGUGGUUGAGAGGACGGAAGUGGAGAGGAGAGAAGAAGUCCAUGAAGUGUCUGAGGUUUACAGGAGAGCCGAGGAGAAAGCUGUGGCUCCGCCUCCAGCUCCAGCAGAGAAGCCGCUGUCUGAGGUCACUGCCGCCAUCAGCGCUCCGGCUUGGCGAGAGGAGCCUCCGGCGCCAGAAGAACCUUCCGUUUACACGGAACCAGAACCUCAACCAGAGAAAGUGACCGUUCCCAGAAAGGUCACACCUGAACCGUAUAAACCAAAGCCUUCAGCCCCGCCAAAAACAGUUCCCGUCGAGCCUAAAGUAGCUCCUCAGAAACCGGCUACGCCUGAGCUGAAGGUGCCAAAAAUGAAGCCUGAACCUGAAGCACCGAAAGUUGAACCUGCAAAGAAAAAACCAGAAGCCCCUAGAGCGAGAGCUGUAGCCAAACCAGAGGAAGUCGUAGUUCAGCCAUUCGCUGCCAAGAUUACUCCACCAAAGACUGAAGAUGGUUUAACCAAAGCACCAGAACAACCAAAGCCUGAAGAACCAGCCAAGGUUCCUCCCUCGGCACCAGAACGUCUUCCAGCUAAAGUGCAAGAUGUACCCAGACCAGAGGAACCACAGGUUACUCCACCCAAGGCUGAAGCUCUUCCAACUAAAGUUGUCUCAGAACAGAAGACAUCUGAACCUGCAAGAAAACCGCAGCUGCUGGCUGGUAAACCUGAGCCAGAAGCACCGAGGUCUGUCUCUGAAACAAGACCAGAAGAACCAAAGAGGGUUCCAGAAAAACCUAAGGAGGGUCUGGAAGAAACAAAGAGGGUUGCUGCGGUGCCAAGGAAGGUUCAAGAAACACCAAAGAGGGUACCAGAAGAACCCAAGAAAGUACUAGAAGAACCCAAAACGUUUGUGGAAGAAACAAAGAGGGUUCCCGAAGCCCCAAAGAAGGUUCCAGAAGAACCAAAGAAGACUCCAGAAGAACCCAAAAAGGUUGUGGAAGAAAGAAAGAGGGUUCCUGAAGCCCCAAAGAAGGUUCCAGAAGAACCAAAGAAGACUCCAGAAGAACCCAAAAAGGUUGUGGAAGAAAGAAAGAGGGUUCCUGAAGCCCCAAAGAAGGUACCAGAAGAACCAAAGAAGACUCCAGCGGCGCACAAAGUGGUUACUGAACCACCAGUAGAGCAGAAGAAAACUCCAGAGGCUCCAACUUUAGUUCCAGAGGUUCCAACUUUAGUACCAGAGGAACCAGUGCUGCGACGCCGAGAACCAACACCACAAUAUUUGGAAACACCAAAGCAAAUUCCUCUGGCUAAACCGCGUCAGCAACAAGUAAAACAGAGGGAGAUACCACAGGAAACAACAGUACUAGCAAGAACAAAGCUGGAGGCGGGUACACCUAUCAAAGAUGAGGUUAUUCCUUCUGGAACAGUAUUAGUCCAGCCAAAGUCUAAAGAAACUCCACAGCAGAGAGUAGUGCUUGAAGACAGCGGCGAGUCGACUCUAAAGAGAGAGAGGAUUUCUCAGGCAGAAGAAGUUGGACAAAAGGAAGUCAGGACAUACGAAAGGGGAGUGGAGGUCAGGGAGCCCGUCGUGAGAGAAGAAAGCACUUUGAGAAGGGAGACAAGACGCAAAAUGGAUGAGGUUUCUACAUGGUACCGUGGAGGUCGGCAGGUUGAAGACACUGAGCCACUAGAGGACAUUGAUCCAGCGUACACAGAAUGCGAGGACUCUGAACCUCAUGAAGAAGACUUUCUAGAGGACAGAGCAGUGGACUGGAGGGAAGACUUGUCUUUGAGGUCUGUGUCUCCACCUCUAAAGAAAGCUGACCUUCUUCCAUCAAAAAGAGACGUCACGCCUCCACCUGAAACGACUCGUCCUACGAAGAGAGAAGUUCCUCCUCGUGACGCUGGAUUCACAUCCCAAAAAGAGAUAAUGGCCUACAAGAAAACUGCACAGGACAAGAAACUUGUGGAAGCGGACAUUCCUUCAACUUAUACCGAGCAGAAAGAAGUUACUGAACCAUUUGUAUUGGUACAUCAUGAAGAAACUGAAGAAGAAACUGUCUCUCCGAUGGAAGGUCUUGCUAAACAUAAAAUCUCUUCUAAAGAAAUCACUGGACCAAAGAAGCCUAGAGUACCUAAAGAAAUCACUCUCUUCAAGAAAGCUGACUCUGUUGAAGUGGAAAAAGUUCCAUCUGAAAGAUCCAUGCCUCGUAAGCCUGGACAAGACUUACCCCAAAGUCUUCCCAAAUCCACUCUUUCUAUGACAGCAGUUCCUCCCAAAGAAGAAGUAAUAAUCCAUAAAAAGAUGGAGUCUCCCAAAGCUGCAGGAGAAAUGUAUCUUGAAGACAUUGUACCUCUGGAGAAACUGACUCCUGUGUUGAGAGAAGUGUCCUUUGAAGAAGAACUUCUCCCAGCAACAAGAUCUGUACCAGCAAGUAGAGAAGUGUCACCUCCAGUUCCAGCUCAAACUCCUUCAACUGAGAAAAUAGUCUGUCUUGAGAAAGAAAUUUCACCACCAAAAGAAACUGUUCUGCCUACAAAGAAGACCUCUCCUGCACUCCACAAAGCCGUUGUUGCUCCUAAAGAAGACUUUCCCCCUGAAGAUGUGACCCUUCCUAAGAAACCUAUCACUAAAGCCAAGGUUGCUCCAACUCCAAAAUUCCAAGUUCCACCACAGAAGAAACCUCUAACCCCUGAAGAAGAAACUCUUCCUUCCAAGAAGCCUGCAUCUCUGGAACAAAAAAUAAUCACCGCCAAGCUGGAUUCUCCUGAAGAAACAAGAACCGCUGCAACUGAACCUCCACUAACAAGAGAAGAUGACAAGAAAGCAAAGAAGGGAACACAGGAGAGUGAACAACAAACUCUUCAGAAAGUGUCUCCUCCAGAGGAGAAGAAACCAUCUGCACCAGUAGCAAAGCCUUCAGCUGCUCCACCAGCUGCUCCUCCAGCUGCUCCUCCAGCUGCUCUUCCAGCUGCUCCUCCUGCUGCUCCUCCUGCUGCUCCUCCUGCAGUGUCUCCUCCAGAGGAGAAGAAACCUUCUGCACCAGCAGCAAAGCCUUCGGCUGUUCCUUCAGCUGUUCCUCCUGCUCCUGCAGCCAGAGCUGCUCCUCCUGCAGUGUCUCCUCCAGAGGAGAAGAAACCAUCUGCACCAGCAGCAAAGCCUUCAGCUGCUCCUCCAGCUGCUCCUUCUGCAGCCAGAGCUGCUCCUCCUGCAGUGUCUCCCCCAGAGGAGACGAAACCAUCUGCACCAGCACCAAAGCCAUCACCUCCUGCUGCUCCUGCAGUGUCUCCUCCAGUGGAAAAGAAACCGUCUCCACCAACACCAAAGCCUCCAGCAGAAACAGCUGCUGCUCCCACAGCUCGAGUUGCACCAGUGGUGAAGAAACCCUCUCCACCAGUCGUAAAGACUGAACCCUCUCCUGUAUCGGAGGAAAUCUCUCCGCCUGAAGACAAGGAACCAGUUUCAGCACCUGGACCAACUAAAGAUGGGAAACCGACCGAGGAGGCACCGAAAGGCCGAGGCCGAGGACUUGGGGCGAGACAAACUCCGUCUCCCGGAGACGGAGGCCGGGGUCGCGGCCUGAAGCCCGGUGGAAAGGGCCCGUCGCCACCAGAGGAUCCCUUCGGAGGGUUCAAGCUCAAAGCCGUCCCCCUGAAGUUCAUCAAGAAGAUCCAGAACAUCGUGCUGCAGGAAGCCGAGUCCAUCGGCUCGUCGGCGGUGUUUGAGUGUGAGAUCUCGCCUUCCACCGCCAUCACCACGUGGAUGAAAGACGGCAGCAACAUCCGCGAGGACCCCAAACACAAGUUCUCAGCUGAUGGCAAAGAUCGCAAGUUGCAUAUUAUUGACGUCCAGCUGUCCGACACCGGUGAAUACACCUGCGUGGGCAAGAAUGCUGGCAAGGAAAUCACGUGCAUGGCCAAGCUCAUCGUUGAAGAGCUGCCGGUGAAGUGGCUGAAGGAGCUGGAACCGGAGACGUCCUGUAUAAAGUCUCAGCCCAUGUAUUUGACCUGUGAGCUGAACAAAGAGAGAGACGUGGUCUGGAGGCGGAACGGCGCCCUCCUCAAGACGCAGGCUGGAAAGAUUGCCGUUAACAUCAUCGGCAUGCAGCACGCCGUGACCAUCCAGAACGCAACCGAGGCAGACACCGGCGCCUACACGUGUGAGGUGGUCGGACAGGAGGACGUCAAGACGACGACCAAUGUCAAAGUGAUCGAGAUCAUCAAAGACUGGCUGGUGAAGCCUCUGAGAGACCAGCACGUGAAACCGAAGGCCAAGGCCACGUUCAAGUGUGAGCUGUUCAAGGACACUCCCAACUGGAAGUGGUUCAAAGGAGACAACGAACUCGCUGCGUCCGACAAGGUGGAGAUCAACAAAGACGGACAGAACAUGACGCUCACCAUCAACAACUGCCAGCCGGACGACGUCUCCGACUACACCGUCGAGGUGGAGGACCGCAGAUACACGGCCAAGCUCACGCUGGGAGAGCGUGAAGCUGAGAUCCUGAAGCCUCUUGUCAACGUGGAGGUGGUGGAGAAAGAGGAGGCCAACUUUGACACGGAGAUAUCUGAGGAUGAUGUCGCCGGUGAAUGGAAGCUGAGGGGCCAGGUGUUGAUGAGGUCUCCGAGCUGUGACAUCCGAGUUGAAGGCAGGAAGCGUUUCUUGACGUUGAAGAACGUCCAGCUGGAUCAGGCCGGUGAAGUGUCGUACCAGGCGCUGAACGCCGUCACCACCGCCAUGCUCACCGUGAAAGAGAUCGAAAUGGGCUUUGUUGCUCCGCUGAAGGACGUUUCUGUGCCUGAAAAGAAACAGGCUAAGUUUGAAUGCACCGUCACCAGGGAGGUGUCAAAGGUCAUGUGGUUCAGGGGGGUGGAGAUCGUCACCCCGAGUCCUAAAUAUGAGAUAAUGGACGAUGGACUGAAACACAUGCUGAUCAUAAACAGCUGUGAGUUUGACGACGAGGCUCAGUACACCAUCGAAGUGUUGGGCCACAAGUCGUCGGCCCAGCUGGUGGUGGAAGGCAUCAGGCUCAGAUUCGUUCAGCAGCUUCAGGACCAAACGGUGAAAGAAGGUAAAACGGCUCGGUUUGAGCUGGAGCUGACGCACGACGACGUGCCCGUGGUCUGGUACCGCAACGAAGUGAAGCUCCACGUGAGCCGAACGGUGCUCACGCACGUGGAAGGAAAGAAACACAGUCUAGAAAUGAGGACUGUGACUCUAGAUGAUACCUGCCAGGUAAAGGCAGAGGCCAGAGGAAUGUACUCCAUGGCCAAACUGACCGUCAUAGAGGGCGACGCCGUGUUCUUGGUGAAGCUGCAGGACUACACGGCCACGGAGAAAGACGAGGUGUCUCUGGACUGUGAGCUGAGCAAAGACGUCCCCGUGGUUUGGUACCAGAACGAGAAGGAGAUCAUCACCUCCAAGCUGCUGGUGAUGAGGUCGGAGGGAAUGCGCAGGUCUCUGGUCCUGAAGAAAAUAGAGCAGAGCGACAAAGGAACAUACGUAUGUGACUGUGGGACGGACAAGACGUCGGCCAGCAUCAGUAUCGAAGCUCGUGACGUCAAGGUUGUUCGGCCGAUUUACGGCGUGGAGCUGUUUGAUGGAGAGACGGCUCGUUUCGAGGUGGAGAUCUCCGAGGACGACGUCCACGGCCAGUGGAAGCUGAACGGAGAAGUCCUCAGUCCUUCUUCUGAUGUUGACAUCAUCGAGGAGGGCGGCAAACACACACUGAUCCUGUAUAACUGUAAAGUCUCCAUGACGGGCAAGGUGGCGUACGCCGCCGCCAACGCCAAGUGUUCUGCUAACCUGAAGGUCAAAGAACUUCCUCUGAACUUCCUCACGGCGAUGAGCGACGUUCAGGUGUACGAGAAGGACGAGGCGAGGUUCGAGGUGGAGCUGUCGAGAACUACGAAGAGUUUCCGCUGGCUGAAAGGUUCUCAGGAGCUGCAGAGCGACGAGAAGUACGAGAUGAUCCAGGAAGGAAACAUGUACGUUCUGGUGAUCCGAUUGGCCGCCUUUGACGACGAGGCCAAAUACAUGUUUGAGGCCGAGGACAAGAGGACGACCGGCAAACUGGUCAUACAAGGUAUUCGUCUGGACUUUGUCAAACCGAUUAAGGACGUGACGGUGAAGGAGCGCGAAACAGCCGAGUUCAGCGUGGAACUCUCCCACGACAAGAUCCCGGUGGUCUGGUACAAGAACGAUGUCCGCCUGCAUCCCAGCAAGGUGGUGCACAUGACGGAUCACGCCAAGAUCCACACGCUGGCCUUCAAGGAGGUCACCAUCGACGACACGUCCAUGAUCAAAGUGGAGGCUAUGGACAAGACCUCCACCGCCAUGCUCACCGUCAUCGAGGGCGAUCUGUAUUUCACCACCAAGCUGCAGAACUACACGGCGGUGGAGAAGGACGAGGUGAAGCUGGUCUGUGAGCUGAGCAAAGCCGUCGCCGACGUCAAAUGGUUUAAAGACGGGAAGGAGCUCACUCCCUCCAAGAACCUCGUCAUCAGCACCGACGGCAAGAAGCGCAUCCUGAUGGUCAGGAAGGCGGAGAAGGCUAACAUUGGAGAGUACACCUGCGACUGUGGAUCAGAUAAAACCACAGCCAAACUCAACAUUGAAGAGCGCGACAUAAAGGUUACUCGUCCGUUGUACAGCGUCGAGGUAACAGAGACAGAAACAGCCAAGUUUGAGACGGAGAUUUCAGAAGAGGACGUCCACGGGAACUGGAAACUGAAAGGAGAAGCUCUGCAUCAGUGUCCUGAUGUUGAGAUUAAGGAGGAAGGAACCAAACACAUACUGAUCCUCUUUAACGUCCGUAUGGACAUGGCCGGAGGCGUCGACUUCUCAGCAGCCAACGCAAAAUCCACCGCUCAGCUGCGAGUGAAAGCUCGCUCCAUCGGGCUGCUGCGUCCUCUGAAGGACGUGACGGUGACGGCCGGAGAGACGGCGACAUUCGAGUGCGAGCUGUCAUACGAAGGCAUCGUGGUGGAGUGGUUCCUGGGAGGUCAGAAGAUGGAGGCCAGCGAUCGGGUGAAGACUCGCGUGGCGGGAAAAGUUCACGCUCUGACCGUCAGAGACGUGAAGCUGUCGGAGGCCGGCGAGGUCAAACUGACCUCCAAAGACUUCCUGACUCAGGCUCAGCUCAUCGUUGGACAGCCGCCGGUGGAGUUCACCAAGCCGCUGGAGGACCAGACGGUGGAGGAGGAGGCCACCGCCACGCUGGAGUGUGAAGUUUCCAGAGAGAACGCCGAGGUCAGAUGGUUCAGAGAAGGUCAGGAGAUCAGGAAGACAAAGAAGUACGACACGAUCGUCGACGGAUGCAAGAGAGCGCUGGUCAUCCAGGACUGUACGCCGGACGAAGCAAAGAUGUACACGUGUGACGCCCAAGAGUUCAAGACGUCCUGUUUCCUGGAGGUCACACCUCCUCAUGUGGAGUUCAUGAAGCCUCUUCAGGACGUCGAGGUCAGAGAGAAAGAAUCCGCUAAGUUUGAAUGUGAAGUGUCCCGCGAGUCGGCCAAGGUUCGCUGGUUCAAGGACGGCAGCGAGAUCAGGAAAGGAAAGAAGUACGAGAUCGUCUCUAAGGGCGUCCAGAGGAUCCUCAUCGUCCACAAGUCGGUGUUCGACGACGAGGCCGAGUACGAGUGUGACGCCAGGACCUCCAAAACCUGCGGCAUGCUCACCGUCAUCGAGGAGGAUGCCCGGUUCACUAAGAACCUGUCCAACGUGGAGGGGACGGAGACGGACAGCGUGAAGAUGAUCUGCGAGGUGUCGAAGGUCGGGUCCGAGGUCACCUGGUACCGAGGAGACGAGGAGCUGCCGGAGGGCGGCCGCUACGAGCAGAUCAUGGACGGACGCCGGAGGAUCCUGAUCAUCCAGGACCUCAGGAUGGAGGACGCCGGCGAGUACACCUGCAGGCUGAGUCCCGCCGUCAAGACGUCCGCCACGCUCAAACUCAACGAGCUGGCGGCUGAGUUCAUCGCCCGUCCUCAGAACCAGGAGGUGGUGGAAGGUGAGAAGGCGGAGUUCGCCUGCUCCGUGUCUAAGGAGACCUACGAGGUGAGAUGGUUCAGAGGAGACAAGGAGGUGGAGACGGGAGACAAGUAUACCGUCGUCAGCGAGGGAAAGAGACGAGCUCUUAUUGUGAAAAGCUGCGAGCUGAAGGAUGAGGGAGGCUACGUCGCCCACAUCGGCGGCGUUAAAGCCUCCGCCGACCUGUAUGUGAUCGAGAAGCUGAGGAUCAUCACGCCGAUCAGAGACACCGAGGUGAAGGAAGGAAGUGAGAUCGUCUUCAACUGCGAGACGAACACGGAGGGAGCGAAGGCCAAGUGGCUGAAGAACGAGGAGACGAUAUUCGAGAGCAGCAAGUACAUGAUGGGUCAGAGGGACAACGUCUUCUCUCUGAGGAUCAGGGACGCCACGAAGACGGAUGAGGACAGCUACACCGUCAGCCUGACCAACCAGAGAGCAGAGCACGCCAAGAGCACCGCCAGCGCCCGAGUGUCCGAGGAGAAGCUGAGGUUCUUGGACGCCAUCGAGGACGUGGAGACGCAGGAGAAGAAGACCAUCAGCUUCGUCUGUAAGGUGAACCGGCCCGAGGUGACGGUGAGGUGGAUGAAGGCCGGCCAGGAGGUGACGCUCAGCAAACGCAUCAUCUACCGAGCCGACGGCCUCAAACACACUCUGACCGUCAAGGACUGCGUGAUGGACGACGAGGGCGAGUACACCGCCGUGGUUGGAGACGACAAGUGCGCGGCCGAACUGAUCAUCAGCGAGGCGCCGACGGACUUCACGGCGCAGCUCAAAGACCAGACCAUCACCGAGUUCGAGGACGCCGAGUUCACCUGCAAGCUGAGCAAAGAGAAGGCCAUGGCGAAGUGGUACCGGAACGGACGCGAGAUCAAAGAAGGAGCGAGAUAUCACAUGGAAAAAGAAGGAAAGACGUGCCGGCUGAUCAUCAAGGUGUGCCGGCCGGAUGACGAGUGUGAAUACGCCUGUGGCGUGGACGAGAGGAGGACCAGAGCGAGGCUCUUUGUUGAAGAGACGCCGGUGGAGAUCAUCAGACCGCCGCAGGACGCGUUCGAACCUCCGGGCUCAGACGUGGUGUUCGAGGUGGAGCUCAACAAGGACCGGGUGGAGGUGAAGUGGAUGAGGAACAACAUGAUCAUCGUCCAGGGAGACAAGUACCAGAUGAUCAGCGAGAGUAAAAUCCACCGACUGCAGGUCUGUGAGAUCCGACCUCGAGAUCAGGGAGAGUACAGGAUCGUGGCUAAAGACAAGGACGCCAGAGCCAAGCUGGAGCUGGCAGCGGUUCCAAAGAUCAAAACCACCGACCAGAACCUGGUAACGGACGCCGGUAAGCCCUUCGUCAUGGGCGUACCUUACGAUGCCUACCCUCGCGCCGACGCAGAGUGGUUCUAUGAGGGCACCAGUCUGCCCGUCCAGAACAUCGACACCUCCACCGACAGCACCGAGUUCCGCCUGAAGAGCCCCAGCAAGGAGGACCAGGGCCGGUACAAGGUGGUGAUCAAGAACAAGCAUGGCGAGGCAGCGGCGUUCAUCAACCUGGACGUGAUCGACGUCCCCGGACCCGUCAAGAACCUGAGAGUGGUCGACACUGCCGAUGGCGAGGUCAGUUUAGCCUGGGAGGAGCCUGAGAGCGACGGUGGAAGCAAGAUCGUCGCCUAUGUGGUGGAGAGACGCGAUGUGAAGCGUAAGACGUGGACGCUGGCUACAGACCGUGCUGAUACUCCAGAGUACUGUGUCAGCGGCCUCCAGAAGGACUCCUGGUACCUGUUCAGAGUCUGCGCCCGAAACCGAGUCGGCAGUGGACCCACCGUCGCCACCGAGGACGCCGUCCAGGCCAAGAACAAGUUUGACGUUCCCGAUGCUCCGGAGAACGUCGAAGUCGGCGUGGUGAACAGGUUCGGUGCCACCCUGAACUGGGAGCCUCCCAAGAACGACGGCGGCUCUGAGAUCACUGCCUACGUGAUCGAGCUCCGCGACAGGACCUCCGUGAAGUGGGAGGCGGCCAUGGUCUGCAGCGCCAACGACCGCUCGGCCAUGCUGAAUGACGUGGUGGAGAACAAGGAGUACAUCUUCAGGGUCCGGGCCGAGAACAAGGCCGGCAUCGGCAGGCCCAGCGCCGCCACCAAACCCGUCAAGAUCAUGGAUCCCAUCGACCGGCCAAGUCCACCUCUGAACCUGAACUUCAGCGACCAAAUCAACACGGCGGUCACGCUGACCUGGGAGACGCCCACCAGCAACGGCGGCAGCAUGAUCACCGGAUACAUCAUUCAGAAAUGUGACGACGGCACCGACAAGUGGCUCCGCUGCAACGCCAGACUGUGUCCUGAUCUCUCCUACCGGGUGUCUGGUUUGAAACCGGGUCAGAAGUACCUCUACAGAGUUUGUGCUGAGAACGCUGCCGGCGUCUCCGAUCCAACCGAGCAACUCGGACCGCUUCUGGCCGAUGACCCUCAUGUCGGUCCGACCUUCGACCUGAGUGGCUUCAGGAACGGCCUGGAGGUGAUCGUCCCUCAGCCUCUCACCAUCAGAGUCCCCAUCACCGGAUACCCGACCCCCGUCGCCAAGUGGACCUUCGGAGAGAAGGAGCUGACCACCGCGGACGAGCGCGUCUCCAUGGUGACGAAGCCCACGUACACGGAGCUGACGGUCACGCCGAGCGUCCGCCCGGACAAAGGCACCUACACCCUGCAGCUGGAGAACGACGUGUCUUCCGUCUCUGGAGAGAUCGAUGUCAACGUCAUCGCAUGCCCCAGCGCUCCGAAGGACUUCAAGGUGGCCGAAGUCACCCGACACCACGUCCACCUGAUGUGGGAGGCUCCGGAGCACGACGGAGGAAGUCCGGUCACCCACUUCCAGAUCGAAAAGAGAGAAGUGUCUCGUAAGACCUGGGCCAAGGUGGCGACCGGCAUCAUGGAUCUGGAGCACACCAUCACAGAUGUGAUUGAAGGAAAGGAGUACCUGUUCAGUGUCAUCGCCUGCAACAAGUGUGGACCCGGAGAGCCGGCGUACAUCGACGAGCCCGUCAACAUUUCCUCUCCCGCCACUGUACCCGAUCCUCCCGAGAACCUGAAGUGGCGCGAUAAGAGCGGCAAGACCAUCUUCCUGUCCUGGGAAGCUCCGAAGUACGACGGCGGCGCCCCGAUCAAAGGCUACAUGGUGGACAAGUGUCAGCGCGGUAGCGACAAGUGGGAUCUGUGCGGUGAACCCGUCCCUGAUCUGAAGUUCCAGGUGACCGGCCUGAUUGAGGGUCAGUGGUACGCCUACAGAAUCAGAGCUUUCAACAAGUUGGGAGCCAGCCGACCGUGCAGGGCCACCGACGAGAUCCAGGCCGUCGACGCCAGAGAGCCUCCAGAGAUCCAGCUGGAUGUGAAGCUGCUGGCCGGGCUGACCGCCAGGGCCGGCACCAAGAUCGAGCUUCCGGCUGACGUCAAGGGAAAACCCGAUCCCCGGGUGAAGUGGACCAAGGCCGACCUGGUCCUUCGGGCAGAUGACCGCAUUACGAUCGACACCCAGCCGGGACACUCCAAGCUGUCCAUCGGCAACACCGCGAGAGGAGACACCGCCACCUACAUCAUCGAGGCGGUCAACGUCUGCGGACGCGCCACCGCCACCGUCGAUGUCAACAUUCUUGAUAAACCCGGCCCUCCGGCCGCCUUCGACAUCUCCGAGAUCACCAACGAGUCGUGCUUCAUGGCGUGGAACCCUCCCAGGAACGACGGCGGCUCAGCAAUCACCAACUACAUCGUGGAGAGUCGGCUGACGGACAAAGAGGAAUGGGUGAAGCUUUCGGCCACGGUGAAACACACCACCUUCAAGGCAUGUAAGCUCACAGCUUUGAAGGAGUACGUCUUCAGGGUCAGCGCUGAGAACCAGUACGGCAUCGGCGAACCUGCAGAACAUGUGCCAAUCGUUGCCAAGUAUUCCUUCGAACCUCCUGGUCCUCCAACCAGAGUCACUCCCUCCGACAUCGCCAGGGACGCCGUGACUCUGACCUGGUUCGAGCCCGAUGAGGACGGCGGCAGUCCCAUCACCGGAUACUGGAUCGAGAAGUUUGAUCCAGAGAGCGACAAGUGGAUCAGAUGCAACAAACUGCCCAUCAAGGACACGACCUUCAGGGUGAAGGGACUCCCCACCAAGAAGAAGUGCAUCUUCCGUGUUCUGGCUGAGAAUCUGGCUGGACCUGGAAAACCCAGUGUAGAGACCGAUCCCAUCCUCAUCAAAGAUCCCAUCGAUCCUCCGUGGGCUCCUGGGAAACCUGACGUCAGGGACGUCGGUAAGACCAUGGCGCUGCUUGCGUGGACCAGGCCGGAGCACGAUGGCGGGUCAAAGAUCGAAGGCUACAUCAUCGAGUUCCAGAAGACUGGCAGCGAGGAAUGGAUCCGCAUCGCGGAGGACGUUCCCCAGACGGAGCACCAGCUGCAGGGCCUGAUAGAGAAGCAGGAGUACUCGUUCCGGGUCAAGGCCUUCAACAAGGCCGGCGAGAGCGAGCCCAGCGACCCCAGUGACCCCGUGGUCUGCAAGGAGAGACUUUACCCUCCGUCUGCUCCUGAGUGGCUGGAGGUGGCCAACAUCACCAAGAUCAACGCAGACAUAAAGUGGCAGGCUCCCAGCAGCGACGGUGGCUCGCCAAUCACCAACUACGUGGUGGAGAAGAGGGACGUGAGGCGGAAGGCCUGGCAGUCCGUCGACACCACCGUUAAGGAGCUCAAGUACACGGUCGGUCCGCUCAAUGAAGGCUCGCUGUACGUGUUCCGCGUCGCCGCCGAGAACGCCGUGGGGAUGAGUGAAUUCUGCGAGAUGGAGGACGCCGUGCUCGCCAAAGACACUUUCACGACUCCUGGACCUCCUUAUGCCCUGACGGUGCUGGAGGUCACCAGGAGACACGUGGAGCUGAAAUGGGAACCUCCCAAGAGCAACGGUGGAAGACCAAUAACCAAGUACGUGAUUGAGAAGAAAGAGAAGGUAGGAACUCGCUGGCUGAAGUGUUGCAAGACUCCAGACAAACAGACACAGUUCAAGGUGACGGAAGUGGACGAAGGCUCGGAGAUACAGUUCCAGGUCAGAGCUGAGAAUGAGGCCGGCGUCGGAGAUCCAAGCGAACCCACCGAGGUCCUCACCAUCGAGGAUGCGACCAGUGCUCCAUCUCCUCCUCUGGAAGUGACCGUCCCCGACGCCAGCAGGGUGCACAUCAACGUCGCCUGGAAGCCUCCGACCAAAGACGGCGGCUCCCCGAUCACCGGCUACCACGUGGAGGUGGCCGAGGCCCGGCCGGAGCUGAAAUGGCUCAGGGUCAACAGCAGACCCAUCAAGGAGCUCACGUUCAAGAUUGACGACGGAAUCAAACCGGAGAAGAAGUACGUCAUCAGGGUCCGUGCCAUCAACGCUGUCGGCGUUAGCGAUCCCUCCGAGAUCUCCGACAAGGUCUUCACCAAGGAUCCCGACUGCGCUCCAACCAUGGAUUUGGCGGCAGAGGACGUGGUCGUGAUUGAAGGCGAGAAGCUGCACCUGAACAUCCCCUAUAGGGCGAUUCCGACACCCAAGAUGGUUUGGCAGAAGGACGCGGUGGAGUGCAAGGCCGACGACAGGCUCUCCAUGACGGUGGAGAUGGACAGCGCUCACCUGGAGCUGCUCAAGAGCAUGCGUGCCGAUGCCGGCGCAUACGCCAUCACCCUGGAGAACAGUCUGGGAACCGCCACCGGGACCAUCAACGUCAAAGUCAUCGGACUCCCCGGUCAGUGUAAAGACAUCAGCUCCAGCGACGUCACCAAGAAGUCCUGCAAGAUCAGCUGGGAAGCCCCGGAGGACGACGGCGGCACACCGAUCGUCAGCUACACCCUGGAGCGCCGCGAAGCCUCCAAGAAGACCUACGUGCCCGUCACGUCGGGAGAGAACGUCCUGACCUGCGACGUCAAAGACCUCUACAUCAACUGCGAGUACUACUUCAGAGUGAAGGCCGUCAACAAGGUCGGCGCCGGAGAGUAUCUGGAGCUACGCAACCCGGUCAUCACAGAGGAAGUCAAACAGAAACCCGACCCACCCAUCCAGGUGGAGGCUCACGACCCAACAUGCAAGUCCAUCAGAGUCUCCUGGAAGGCUCCGGACUCGGACGGCGGCUGUCCCAUCCAGGGCUACAUCGUGGAGAAGAUGGAGAAGGACGGCGACCGCUACGAGAGGGUCACCCCGAGCCUGGUCCCCGGUUUCUCCUACGUGGUGACGGGCCUGACGGAGGAAGUGGAGUACCAGUUCCGGGUCCGAGCGGAGAACGCCGCCGGAGUCAGCGAGCCGUCCCGCAGCACAGAGUUCAUGAAGGCUGCAGACCCCGUCGAAAAACCGAAGGUCACCCUCCACGCCCGGGUGCAGUCCGGUUUGUGCAUCAAGAAGGGCGAGGAGAUCCGAAUCGACGCCUACAUCUCUGGCUCGCCGUAUCCCAAAGUCACCUGGCUGAGGAACAACGAGGACAUCACUAAAGAGCCGACCAAGAAGCUCAUCCCCAUUGUCAAGAAGAGGAAGACAAAGACCAAGGUUCCUGAACCAGUGGAGGAGUUUGUAACUCCAAUGCGUGAGCGUCUGGGUCUGGACCAGACCAAGAGGGGUCAGUCUGCACUGAUGAUCCGCGACGCCACCCGAGUCGACCACGGCGACUUCACCAUCCAGGUGGAGAACAUUCACGGCAUCGCCACCGCCUGCUGCGACGUCAACGUCCUCGACAAACCCAGCGCUCCGAUCAACUUCACCUUCGACGAGGUCAUGAACACGUCGGUCAUCUGUAACUGGGAGCCUCCUGAGGACGACGGAGGCAGCGAGAUCCUCAACUACAUCCUGGAGAAGAAGGACAACAAGAACGACGAGGUCGGCUGGCUCACCGUCACCGCCACCCUGAAGGGCACCAGUUUACUCGUCAGCAAACUCAUCGAGGAGAAGGAGUACAUCUUCAGGGUCUCCGCCGAGAACAAGUUCGGCUGCGGGCCGCCGUGCACCUCCGAGCCGAUGGUCGCCAAGAACAUGUUCGAUCCUCCCGACGCUCCCAACACCCCCAGAGUCCAUGAGGUGAGGGCGAGCUCCGCCCACAUCUCCUGGCACGAGCCGAAGGAUAACGGCAGCCCGAUCCUGGGCUACUGGAUCGAGAGGAAGGAGGUGAACAGCAAACACUGGACCCGAGUCAACCGCAUCCUCCUCAACUCUCUGGAGGUGAAGGCCGUCGGCCUGAUGGAGGGACUCACCUACAUCUUCAGGGUGUGCGCCGAGAACCUGGCCGGGCCCGGGCCCUUCAGCGAGCCCACCGACCGCAUCGUCGCCAUGGACGCCAUUAUGCCUCCUGGCCCCCCCACUCCUUGGAUUGUGGACACUGGGAAGGAUUCGGUCAUCGUGGCCUGGAAGCCCCCUCUGUUCAACGGCGGAGGAGACAUCCUGGGAUACCACCUGGAGAAGGUUGUGGUCGGAGAGAAGGACUGGACCCGCAGCACAGAGUUCAGGUGUAAAGAGCUGACGUACACGCUGACGGGUCUGACCGAAGGAGCGGAUUAUUACAUCCGUGUCAUCGCCAUCAACGACGCCGGUCCUGGAGCUCCCGGUGUGACCGAACCUGUCACCGUCACAGAGCCUCAAGUUACUCCCGCGGUGGACUUCGACUCCUCCGUGAGGAACGGCGUCUUAAUCAGGGCCGGCGAGUCGCUGAGGCUCCCCGCCGUGGUGACCGGCCGACCCCAGCCCGAAGUCAAAUGGGCCAAAGACGAAGCGGAGGUCGACAAGGAGCGUAUGAUCGUGGAGACGGUGGGCAAGAACACCGCUCUGUUCAUCAAGAGGACCUUGAGGGCGGAUCACGGGAAGUACCAGGUCACCGGCACCAACAGCAGCGGGACCAAGACCGCCGAGACCACAGUGGAUGUCAUGGACGUCCCCGGACCGGUGGUGGACCUGAAGACGGUGCUGGUGACCAAGAACAACAUCACCCUCACCUGGUCCGAUCCCUUGGAUAACGGCGGCAGCGACAUCAUCGGCUACCAGGUGCUGAGGAAGGACGCAAAGAUGAAACUCUUCCGCCAGGCCAUCGAGACGGCAUCCUGCAAGUGCGACGUCCAGGGCCUGCUGGCUGGCGAGGAGUACGACUUCCGGGUCGUCGCCGUAAACAAGUAUGGUGACGGAGCUCCGGCCGACCUCGGGCCCAUCCUGGCAGAGGAUGCCAAAGGUACUCCAUCUGAACCCGAGAAGCUGCACUACACCGACCGAGGCCAGACCACCAUCGACUUGGCCUGGGAGCCGCCUCGCACCGACGGCGGCAGCCCCAUCAUGGGCUACUACGUGGAGAAGAUGAGGUCCGACGGCACCGAGUUCGAAGUGGCAAACCGCAAGAUGUUCACCGUGUGCUGCGGGACCAUCGAGAGCCUGUCGGAGGGCCAGGAGUACCACUUCCGCGUCAAAGCCGUGAACGAGGUCGGGGACGGAGAGCCCUCCAAGCCCAUCACCGCCACGAUCCAAGACGAUGAAAUUUCUCCAGUUAUUACCAUCCUGAAGUACUUCAAGAACAACGCCAUCAACGUGAAGAAAGGCUCGGCCAUCGACAUCCCAGCGGAGGUGAAGGGACUUCCUCUGCCGACGAUCCAGUGGAUGAAGGACAACGUGGUGAUGGAGCAGCCUGAAGGAGAGAAGAUGACAAUGGAGACGGAGGAGGUGACCCGGACGACUCUGAGGACUAAGAUCGCCUACCCAGAAACCAUCAGGCAGGACAAGGGCAGCUACAGGCUGGUGGCUGAAAACCGCUUCGGCAGAGCUGAGCACACCAUCCGGGUGGAGAUCUUCGACCGUCCUCUUCCUCCGAGGAACAUCGUGGUCUCGGACAUCAAGUCGGACUCGUGCUACCUGACCUGGGACGCCCCGGAGGACAACGGAGGCAGCGAGAUCACCAACUACGUCGUGGAGCGCCGAGACGCCAGCAAGAAGAAGUCCGACUACGAGGUUCUGACCAUCAACCUGAUCGACAGGAGAUACGGGGUCCACAAACUGUUCCUGAACGGAGCCUACCAGUUCAGCAUCAAAGCUGAGAACAAGUACGGUUUGAGCGACGGCUGCGAAUCAGAGAAAGUCCAGCUCAGGGAUCCGUUCGGCCUCCCCGGACCUCCACGUAACCCCCAAAUCAUCGCCGCUACGGCGACCACCAUGACCGUGACCUGGGACCCUCCUCUGGACAACGGCGGCUCCCCCAUCCAGGGAUACUGGCUGGAGAAGAGGGAGCGCGGCGCCGUAUACUGGAGUCGCGUCAACCGAGCUCCGGUCACCAAACCGUCGGUGAAGCUCCUGGAGUACACCGUGCUCAAGCUCAUCGAAGGAUCCGAGUACAAGUUCAGGAUCGCAGCCUGCAACGCCGCAGGUAUCGGACCGCCCUGCGAGUCCACCAAGACCCGCUUAGCCGUGGAUCCGUCCAAGCCUCCCAGCCCUCCUGGACACCCCGAUGUUAAAGACAAGACCAAGAGCAGCAUCACGCUCACCUGGAGCCCGCCAGAGAGACACGGCGGCAGCCCCGUCCUGGGUUACAUUGUCGAGGUCCACGAGGAGGGCUCUCCCGACUGGAGGAGGGUGAACCCCGCCGACAAGCUCCACCCGUCCACCGAGAUCACCGUCCCCGACCUGAAGGAGGGCAAGAAGUGCAGGUUCAGGAUCUACGCUGUGAACGCUGCCGGAAACUCUGAGCCUGCCAAGACGGCCGACAUCCUGGUUCAGGACAUCCUGAUCGAGCCGACAGUGUCUCUGGACGUGAGCGCUCCCGACCUGCUGACCUGCAGAGCUGGAACGACCAUCAGGAUUCCCGUCACCAUCACCGGACGACCAGUUCCCAAAGUCACCUGGACCUUCGACGGAACCGCCGAGACGGAGAAGAAGAACGAACUCCACACGCUGCCCAUCGACUCCGAGAUCCACUCCACCGACACCAGCUCGGUGAUCGUGAUCCCAGACUGCAAAAUGAACCACAGGGGCCGAUUCAUCCUCAACGCCGAGAGCCCCGCCGGACACAAGGUGCUCAAAGUCCGAGUCAACGUGCAGGACCUGCCCGGACCUCCAAGAGACCUGAAGGUCAGCGACGUGACGAGGGGAACGUGCCGACUCACCUGGAAACCUCCAGAGAACGACGGAGGAGAGAGAGUGAAGAGCUACUUCAUCGAGGAGAAGACGGUGGGCGGCAAAGCCUGGACAAAGGUGAACCCGGCCUGUGAUGCUCAGUCUCUGGUGGUUCCAGACCUGAUCAACGGUCAGGAGUAUCUGUUCCGCAUCCGGGCUGAGAACCGCUUCGGGUUCAGCCCGUACGUCGAGACCCUCGAGGUCACCAAAGCCACAGACCCGAUCCAUCCUCCUGAUCCUCCGACCAGGCUGAAGAUCCAGAGCGUGAGGAAGGGCCGGGUCAAGCUGACCUGGAAGGCUCCCAGGAACGACGGCGGUUCACCCGUCACCCACUACAGCGUUGAUCUGCUAUGCUGGGAGGCCAGCGGCACCCAGAAGGAGGCCUGGAGGAGGUGCAACAGGAGAGACGUGGACACCACCAACUUCAGGGUGGAGGACCUGAAAGAGGGAGACGAGUACGAGUUCAGAGUGAUGGCGCACAACGUGGUCGGAGAGAGCCGCCCGUCCACCACCGUCGGACCCAUCAUCAUGCAGGACCAGACCUGCGCUCCGUCCAUCGAGCUGAAGGAGUUCAUGGAGGUGGAGCAGGGCUCCGACAUCAGCAUCGUGGCCAAGAUCCGCGGCUGUCCGUUCCCCACGCUCACCUGGUACAAGGCUCCGCCCCUCAAGUCCGACGCCAAGGUGGAGGUUCAGUACGACGAGCACAUCAAUAAGAUGGUGUCCGACGAAAGCUGCACGCUGCUCAUCCAGCAGGGCAAACGGCCUGACACCGGCCUCUACACGCUGGUGGCGUCCAACAGCUUCGGCAAGGCGUCGGCGGAGAUGAGGCUCAACGUGCUUGGCCGACCCGGUCCUCCCUCCGCUCCCAUCAAGUUCGAGGAGGUCGGCGCCGAGAGGAUCACGCUGUCCUGGCUGCCGCCGAAGGACGACGGUGGCUCCAAAGUCACAAACUACGUCAUCUGGCGGCGCGUGGCCAACAGGAAGACCUGGGUGAUCGUCACCAGUGAGCCCAAAGAACGGAUCUGGACGGUGGAGAACCUGUUGGAGGGAUACGAGUACGUGUUCCGCGUCAUGGCCCAGAACAAGUACGGUGUUGGCGAGCCGCUGGACAGCGAGCCCGAGACUGCCAGAGAUCGCUACAACCUCCCCGGUCAGUGUGAGAAGCCGAAGGUCAGCGGCGUCACCAUGGACUCCAUGACGGUUAACUGGGAGGAGCCCGAGGACGACGGCGGCACCCCGAUCACCGGCUACUGGCUGGAGCGCAAAGAGACCACAGGCAAACGCUGGACCCGCGUCACCCGCGACCCCAUCCGUCCCAUGCCCAUGGGCGAGUCGUUCGCUGUGACCGGACUCAUCGAUGGCUCUCAGUACAUGUUCAGAGUAGCCGCCAUUAACGCGGCGGGACUCGGACCCUACAGCCCCAUCACAGACCCUAUCUUCGCCAGAGACCCCAUCGUCCCGCCCUCUCCGCCGACCCCCAAGGUUUCUGAUUGGACCAAGUCCACGGUGGACCUGGAGUGGAUCCCUCCUCUGAAGGACGGAGGCUCCAAGAUCCUGGGUUACUGGGUGGAGUACCAGGAGGAGGGCACCGAGCCCUGGGUCAAGGCCAAGGAGACCGAAAUCCGCGGCACCCGGUUCGUGAUCGCCGGUCUGAAGACUGGCGGAAAAUACAAGUUCAGGGUGACUGCGUUCAACGCUGCCGGUAAAGGCGAGCCAGGAGAAGUCCCAGAGGUGCUGGAGGUCAACGACAGAACCAUUGCUCCUGAGGUCGACCUGGAUGCCUCGGUGAAGGAGAGGAUGGUGGUCCACGCUGGCGGCGUGAUCCGUAUCAUCGCCUACAUUUCGGGUCAACCAUCCCCGGAGGUCACCUGGGGCAGGGAUGGAGCCGCGCUGCCUCCUGAGGCCAAAGUGGAGACGACCGCCAUCAGCUCGUCUCUGGUCAUCAAACCCUGUAUCAGGAAGCACCUCGGCGUCUACACCCUGACCGCCAAGAACGCCGGAGGGGAGAAGAAUAAGAGCAUCACCGUGGAAGUUCUAGAUGUCCCCGGGCCCGUCGGCAUCCCCCUCACCGCAGAGAACCUGACCACCGACUCCUGCAAGAUCAACUGGUUCUUCCCCGAGAACGACGGCGGCUCUCCCAUCAGUAACUUCGUCAUCGAGAAGCGCGAGGCCGAGCGCAAGGCCUGGACCUCGCUGUCCUUCACCGCCAGCAGGCAGAACGCCGUGGCUCACGGCCUCACCAUCGGAAAGUCCUACUUCUUCAGAGUGGCCGCCGAGAACGCCAUCGGCGUCGGACCCUUCCUGGAGACCGUCGCCGAGCUCGUUGUCAAGGAACCAAUCAGUGUUCCUGACCGCCCCGAGGAGCUUGAGGUCACCAAGGUCACCAAGGAUCUGAUCGGCGUCACCUGGAAGGCGCCCAAGUUCGACGGCGGUUCAGAGAUCACCAUGUACAUCCUGGAGGCGCGUAUGAUCGGCAAAGACAAGUUCGCCAGAGUGACCAAGGAGUCGCUGAUGGAGAGGAAGUACACCUUCGACGGCCUGAGGGAGGGAGACUCCUACGAGUUCAGGGUCAUCGCCGUCAACGAGGUCGGACCCAGCAAGCCGUCGUUCGUCACCAAACAGAUCACCUGCAAGAACGAACUGGAGCCGCCGACCAUCGAGCUGGACUUCCGCGACAAGAUUAUCAUCCGUGUGGGCGAGAGCUGCCUGCUGCAGGGCCGCUACACUGGCAAACCUUCGCCGUCCAUCGUGUGGUACCGAGACGACAAGGAGCUGAAGGCCGACAAACACGUCAUGUUCAAGAACACGCUGACCACCAUGUCGCUCGGCCUAAUGAAGGCGGAGCGCGGGCACAGCGGCAGAUACGUAGUGGUGGUGGAGAACAGCACCGGGUCCAGGAAGGGAGUCUGCAACCUCACGGUUGUCGACCGUCCGACUCCUCCGGUCGGCCCAGUGGUGUUUGAGGAGGUGCACAGGGAGUUCAUGAUCGUCUCCUGGAAACCUCCUCUGGACAGCGGCGGCAUCCCGGUCUCCAACUACAUCAUCGAGAAGAGAGACACCAACAGAGACACCUGGACCACGGUGACGUCGGCCUCCACCAAGACCAUAUGCAAGAUCCCGAAGCUGACAGAGGGCAAGGAGUACAUCAUGAGGAUUUCAGCUGAGAACAUGUACGGCAUCAGCGACCCUCUGGACUCGGAGGAGAUGAGAGCCAAAGAUCUCUUCAGAGUCCCCGAGGCCCCCGAGAUGCCGACGGUCAGGGAGGUGUACGCCACCAACGCCCUGGUGUUGUGGAACCGGCCUCGCGACGGCGGGAAGCCCAUCACCAACUACAUCCUGGAGAAGAAGGAGCCCGGUGCUAAGAGGUGGUCCAGAGUCACCAGAGACCCGCUGUACCCGGCCACCCAGUACCGAGUCCAGGACCUGAUAGAGGGCUGCCAGUACGAGUUCAGGGUGAUGGCUGAGAACGAGCUGGGACCCGGAGACCCCAGUGAACCCUCCAAACCCAUCCUCGCCAAAGAUCCCGUCGUGCGUCCCAGCCCUCCAGUGACCCCCGAGGCCUACGAUAAGACCAAGGACUCCGUCAGCCUGAAGUGGAAGUUGCCCCGCCAUGACGGUAAGGGCCGGAUCUUGGGCUACCUUGUGGAGUACCAGAAGCCCGGCGCUGUGGAGUGGCUUCCGGCCAACGAGACCCCGGAGCAGUGCCCCGACCUCCACUACGUGGUGACGGGCCUGGCCGACGGACACGAGUACGACUUUAGGAUCUUCACCGUUAACGCCGCUGGCAAAUCUGACCCCGCCUACGUCAAACAGACCAUCAAAGUCCACGACAGACUGGAGGCGCCAGAGUUGCUGCUGGACGCCAACAUGGCACGUGACCACCUGUGCAUGCUGGGCGCCGACAUCACCUUGAGCGCCACCAUUAAGGGGGUACCGACACCCACCGUCAGUUGGAAGAAGAACGACGGCGACGUUCCUUCUCACAUCACCGUCGCCGUCACCGCCGGUGGCAGCAAAAUCUUCAUCCCCAAGAGUGUCCGGCCCGACUCGGGCAACUACACCCUCACCGUGGAGAACGCCGCCGGAAAGAAAUCCGCAACCUGUGCCGUGCUUGUGCUGAACAAGCCUUCUCCUCCCAGAGACCUGGUGAUCUCUGAGAUUACCGGAGAGUCGGCCUACCUGACGUGGAAGGCUCCUGAGGACAACGGCGGCACUGUCAUCUCCCACUACAUCGUGCACAAGAAGGACGUGGCCUCCGAGCAGUGGGUGCCCGUCGCUGCAGCCAAUAAGAAGCUGAGUCUGAUGGCCAUGUACCUGAUGGAAGGAAUCCAGUACCUGUUCAGGGUGGCUGCUGAGAACCAGUUUGGCAAGAGUGACUUUGUGGUGACCAGGACACCCAUCAAGGCUCUCGAACCUCUCUAUCCUCCUGGUCCUCCCAGAAACCUGCACCACACUGAUGCAGAAAAGACAGAGGUGUGGUUGGAGUGGGAGUGGCCCGAGCGCACCGGCGGAAGUGACAUCACCGGCUUCAUCGUGGAGCACCAGGAGGAGGGCCAGCCUGACUGGGUCACCUUCAAGACCGUCAGCUACGAACGUGCCCACGUCACCGGUCUGGUGGAGGGCAAGACUUACCGCUUCAGGGUCAAGGCUCAGAACGCCAUCGGUGUGAGCCGUCCCGACACCAGCGUCCCCAUCACGUGCCAGGAAAAGACAUUGGCACCAACUAUUGAAGUAGAUGUGAAGCUUAUUGAGGGACUUGUUGCCAAAGCUGGCACUGCUAUCGCCAUGCCAGCCAAGAUGAUAGGCAUCCCCAUUCCAACUGCCAAAUGGAUGACCGAUAACAAGGAAAUCACAUCGGAGGGCCGCUAUCACAUUGAGACUGCUGGACUCUCCACAGUCCUCAGUAUCCCUGAGUGCCAGAGAGGAGACAGCGGAGAGUACAUCCUCACCGUGGCCAAUCCUUCAGGCAGCAAGUCCGUCGCCCUGCACGUCACAGUGCUGGACCUUCCAGGUAUCCCCAUCGGACCCGUCAACAUCAUGGAGGUCACCCCCGAUCACAUGAUGAUCCAAUGGAGGCCGCCCAAAGAUGAUGGUGGCACGCCCAUCACCAACUACGUGGUGGAAAAGAGGGAUAUAAAGAAGUCAUGGGAGCCCUGGUCUGUGGUUAGCUCCAGCGGCACCAGCACCAAGGCCAAGGUGUCCAGGCUGGAGAAGGGCCGGGAGUACGUUGUCCGUGUCCGAGCAGAGAACAAGAUUGGCCUCGGCGCAGCGCUUGAGAGUCCUCCCACUAUUGCCAAGCACAUGUUCAACCCUCCUGGUCCACCAGGCCCGCCAGAGUGCUCUGAUAUCACUGAGAAUGCUGUGACGUUGGAGUGGACCCUGCCUGACUACGAUGGAGGCAGCCCCAUCAGUGGAUAUGUGGUUGAACGCAGAGAAAUGACAGGAAAGUGGAUCCGCGUCAACAAAACUCCUGUCCUGGACCUCAGAUACAGAGUCUCAGGCCUGUGUGAAGGCAACAGCUACGAGUUCAGAGUGUUCGCUGAGAACGUUGCUGGUAUCAGCGCGCCUUCUCUCACCUCUGACCCCAUCAAGGCCACUCGUGCCAUCACCAAGCCCGGUCCACCCGGCAAUCUCAAACUGAAGGACUGGAGCAAGUCUUAUGCUGACAUCUGCUGGACUAAGCCUACCAGAGACGGAGGCAGUCCCGUUCUGGGCUAUGUGGUUGAGAUUCAGAAGUCAGGAUCCGCCCAGUGGGACAGAAUCAACAAGGACCUUAUCAAGAUGUGUGCCCACAGAGUGCCAGGCCUCAUUGAAGGAAUGGAGUACAGAAUUCGCGUCAGAGCCACCAACAAGGUUGGAGACAGUGAACCCAGGGAUCUGGCCGAGACUAUCUUAGCGAAGGACAUCUUGGUGCCCCCUGACGUUGUUGUUGACAUUUCCUGCCGCGACUCUCUGACUGUCAGGGCAGGUCAGAUCGUAAGUUUGAUCACCAGGGUGAAAGGCAGACCAGACCCAGAGAUCACAUGGACCAAGGAUGCAAGAGUCUUAUCCCGGGAAAAACGCAUUGAUAUGAACAACAACUACCCUCUGUGUGAACUGGUCAUCAAUGAGGCAGUCAGGUCAGACUACGGUAAAUAUGCCAUUGUCGCCAAGAACAGCAGUGGACAGGCAACGGCCACUAUUAUUGUCAAUGUCCUGGACAUACCAGGAGCUAUCCAGAACCUGAAAGUGGCCUAUGUGACCAAGAAGUCCUGCAUGGUGUCCUGGGAGAACCCUGAGGACAACGGAGGCACCGAAAUCACUCAGUACAUUAUUGAGUGCCGUCAGCCCAGCCAGAGAGGAUGGACUGUGGUCUCCAAUGACUGCACCAAGCGCUUGCUAAAGGCCCCUCUUACUGAAGGCUGCGAGUACUUCUUCCGUGUCAGCGCAGAGAACAAGAUCGGUGCUGGUCCACCUAUUGAGAGCAAGACACCCGUGCUGGCAGUUGAUCCCAUUGAGAAGCCUGGUGAACCCAUCGACUUCCACAUCUCUGAGAUCGGCAAGACCUUCUGCUUCCUCAAGUGGAAGAAGCCCGACUAUGACGGUGGAAGCCGUAACCUGGGUUAUCAUGUUGAGAAGAAGCCAAAGGAGGCUGAGGAGUGGGAGAGGCUUCACAAGGGUGCUAUCAAGGAGACUUACUUCAUGGCUGACAGGUGCAUCGAAAACCAGAUGUACCAGUUCAGAGUUCAGACUAAGAAUGAGGGAGGCGAGAGCAACUGGGUGACCACACCUGAAGUCCUGGUUAAGGAACAGCUUGUGGAGCCAGAAAUCAAGAUUAAACUGGAUGGUACACUCGUGGUCAAGGCAGGAGACUCCAUUCCUAUUGAGGCAACUGUGAAGGGCAAACCCCAGCCGGAUGUCAAAUGGACCAAAGAUGACAGCACGGAGGAGAUAAAGAAGGGCCCCAGGCUUCAGAUUGAAACUGGUGCCGACUUCUCGAAGCUGCUGCUUACUGGCGCCAAGCGCACUGACAGCGGUAAAUAUGUUGUCACUGCCUCCAACAGUGCAGGAACCGGUUCUGCUCACGCUAAGGUCAAUGUACUGGAUAGACCCGGCCCCAUCAGGGAUCUCAAGGUGUCUGGUAUCACCAUCGACAGGUGCCAUUUGGCCUGGGAAGUCCCAGAGGAUGAUGGCGGCUGUGAUAUCUACAACUACAUUAUUGAGAAAUGUGAGACCAAGAGGGGAGUGUGGUCGGUUCACACCAACGCCGUCAUCACCAACAAAGCCAACGUCACCCGUCUUAUUGAGGGCAAUGAGUAUAUCUUCAGAGUUCGUGCUGAGAAUAAGAUGGGUCCUGGCCCUGCGGUGCAGAGUGAAGCCAUUGUCGCCGGCACACAGUUCAGUGUACCUGGCGCUCCCGAGGCACCAGAGGUCACCAAGAUUGCUAAGACGGAGAUGACUGUGGAAUGGUCAGAGCCCGAGAAAGAUGGCGGAAAAUCAAUCACGGGUUAUCUGUUGGAGAAGAGGGAAGAGCAUGCUGUUAGGUGGUCACCUGUCAACAAGGAUCCACUCCCUUCAACUCGUUUCACAGUUACUGGACUCCUACCCCUCCACGACUACCAGUACAGAGUCAAGGCUGUCAAUGAAAUUGGCGUCGGCAGCCCAAGCAAACCUUCACGUACCAUCACUGCCAAAGACGCAGUCGGGCCUCCUGCACCUCCUACCAAGAUGAAGGUCCUGGACAGCACCAAGUCCACCAUCACCCUGGGCUGGACGAAGCCUGAAUCAGAUGGGGGAGCUCCCAUCAUCGGCUACGUUGUGGAGAUGAGGGCGCAGGGAAGCACCAAGAAAGGAGACGACAGCUGGAAGAGGUGCAACGUGGCAGCUCAGCUGGUCGUGUGCGAGUUCACAGUCUCAAGUCUGGACAACCAGCUUGUGUAUGAAUUCAGAGUGUCGGCUCAGAACCAGGUGGGCAUGAGCCUGCCCUGCGACCUGGAGGGUGGCGUGAUCCCCAAGGAGAUUCUAGAGGCACCAGAGAUCGACUUGGACGCCAACCUGAAGCAGGGCCUGACAGUGAGAGCCGGCUGUCCCAUCAGACUAUGUGCCACCAUCAGAGGUAGACCACAUCCCCAGGUCACCUGGAGGAGGAUGGGCAUUGACAACGUGGUCAGGAAGGGAAAAGUCGACAUCAUUGACACCAUGACCUUCCUGGUCAUUCCCGACAGCACCCGCAACGACUCUGGCAAAUACUGCCUGACACUGAAGAGUACUGCCGGAGAGAAGGCUGUGUUCGUCAACGUUAAGGUUCUGGACACUCCGGGACCUGUGAUGGAUCUGGAAGUUAGUGACGUCAAACAGACAUCGGCCAUGCUGGCCUGGAAUCCUCCAGAGGUCGACGGCGGCAGCGAAGUCACUCACUACGUUGUUGAGAAGCGCGAGAUGGACCGGAAGACGUGGGCGACCGUCAAGGCCGAAGUUCUGAUGGAUAAGGUUCCCUUCAAAGUCAGCGGUCUGAUGCCAGGCAGCGAGUACUACUUCAGAGUCUCAGCUGUCAACGAGUAUGGUUCUGGAGUUCCCAAGGUGACACCCACUUCCUACCUGGCCUCAGAUCCCGUCAGCAAGCCCGAUCCUUGUCAGAAGAUCGAGGUUCUGGAGAUCACUAAGAACAACGCCAUGGUCGGCUGGGUGAAGCCCGCAAGCGAUGGUGGUGCCAAGAUUGACGGUUAUGUUGUUGAAUACAUCGAGGUCAAACCUCCUCCAGAGCCUCCAGCACCUGUGGAGGUUAAAGAGGGAGAGGAAGCUCCUCCACCGCCUCCGCCGCCUCCAGUGGAAGAGGAGGAGGCCGAACCUGAAAAGGAGGUGUGGAACGCCUACACCACUGUGAAGGGUUUGUCAAUCAGCAUCAGCGGCCUGAAGGAGGGCAAGAGGUACAAGUUCAGAGUGGCUGCUAAGAACAUCAUGGGUCAGAGCUCGUUCACUGAGACCAGGCAGCCCACCGAGAUCAAGGAACAGAUGUUGGAGCCAAAGAUCGUCAUGCCAGACACGAUGAGUGCCAAAGCCGGAGCCAAGCUCAGAGUGGAGGCUCUGAUUUCCGGAAAACCCUCCCCGACCUGCAAGUGGCUGCGCGGCGAGGACGCGGUGGUCUCGUCCAGCCGUCUGGCCGUGCACCACUCCGGCAACCUGUGCGUCCUGAUCAUCAAAGACGUGUCGAGGACCGACAGCGGAGAGUACAGCCUGGUGGCUGAGAACAGCUCUGCCAAGGUGGUCGAGUCCCUGAAGAUUAUCAUUAGAGACAUCCCCGGUCCUCCCGAGGGCCCCGUGGUGAUCAGCGACAUCGACUCUGACGCCUGCUCCCUGGCCUGGAACAAACCGCUGGAGGACGGCGGCAGCAAUAUCACCAACUAUGUGGUGGAGAAAUGUGAUGUGAGCAGAGGCGACUGGGUGACGGCUACCUCUUCUGGGCAGAAAACCAGCUGCAGACUUGGGAAGCUCAUCCCCGGGAAGGAGUACGGGUUCCGCAUCCGUGCUGAGAACCGCUUCGGGGUGUCAGACCCGCUUCAGUCCGACAGGAUGGUGGCAAGGUUCCCCUUCGAUGUUCCCAGUGAGCCCCUCAACUGCCGCAUCAACAAGACCAACAAGGACUGUAUGUUCGUGGCGUGGGAUACGCCCGAGAGCGACGGCGGCAGUCCCAUCACAGGUUAUUACAUUGAGCGUAAGGAGAGGAACAGCUUACUGUGGGUGAAGGCCAACGACAACGUCGUACGCACCACCGAGUACCCGUGCGCCGGCCUCAUCGAGGGCCUGGAAUACACUUUCAGAGUGUCCGGCAUUAACCGGGCCGGCCAGGGCAAACCAAGCAAGAAGACCGACUUUGUCACAGCUAGAACGCCCGUUGACACUCCAGGUAAACCCGAGAUCCUGGACGUGACCAAGAACUCCGUCACUCUGGUUUGGACCCGUCCGAAGAACGACGGCGGCAGUAAGAUCAUUGGCUACUAUGUUGAGGCCAUGCGGGUACCAGCAGACCCCUGGAUACGCUGCAACACCAGCAGCCAGAACGUCCCGAGGGAGGAGUAUACGGUGACGGGUCUGGAGAGAGACCUGCAGUACCAGUUCAGAGUCAUCGCCAAGACCGCCGUCAACAUGAGCAAACCCUCCGAGCCCACAGACCCCAUCCUGGUCUGUGCCGAGAACGUUCCUCCGAGGGUGGAGCUCAACGCCAAGAUGCAGAAGGGUUUGAAGGUGAAGGCCGGAGCCACGAUCCUCUUGGAGGCCGAGGUGUUCGGUAAGCCGAUGCCCAGAGUGACGUGGAAGAGAGCCGACGACAGCCUGAAAUCAGGUGCAGGCCAGACCCUCAGCCAUCACAGAAACCAAUUCCAGCUGGAGAUGACGGCGGUCACCAAGGAGCACACAGGAACCUACACCAUCCUGGCUGAGAACGCUAGCGGCUCCAAGACCGCCGAAAUCCAGGUCGACGUCCUCGACGUGCCCGGACCUCCUGCCAGUGCCAAAUACCUGGAGGUGUUUGCCACCAGUAUCAAGAUGUCCUGGGAGCCUCCUCUGAUGGACGGCGGCGCUCCUGUUAAAAGCUACAUCGUGGACAAGCGUGAGACCAGCAGAGCCAACUGGGCCCAGGUCUCCGCCAAGGUGAAGGGCCCUGUCCUCGAGUUCAACGUGGAGAAGCUGAUUGAGAGUCACGAGUACCAGUUCCGAAUCCGUGCUGAGAGCACAUGGGGAGUCGGAGACCCCCUCGUCACCAACCCGGUCAUCGCCAAGAACCCGUUCACUCUCCCUGGCCUUUGCGAGGCCCCGGUGAUCACCAACGUUGCCAGGCAUCGUAUGACCGUGAGCUGGAAAGAGCCCACCGAUGAUGGAAAGUCCACCAUCCUGGGCUACAUGCUGGAAAAGAAAGAGACCAAGGACAUCAACUGGAUCAAGAUGAACAGGAAGCCUAUGACGGAGAGGAGCCUGGAGCUUACAGGCCUCACGGAGGGAGCCGAGUACCAGUUCAGAGUCAGUGCCGUCAACAUGGCCGGGGUUGGCAAACCCAGCGAGCCCUCGGCUGCCACCACCGCACAGAAUCCUCUCACUCCUCCCGGCCCCGUUGUGAACCCCGGUGUGACCGACACUACCCAGAGCACCAUCAGCCUUGCCUGGACCGCCCCCGCCAACACCGGCGGAAGCCCCAUCAUUGGAUACUUGGUGGAGUGCAAGAAGACCGACGCCGAGAACUGGGUCCGCUGCAACGUCCCCAGGAACCUGCAGGAGACCAGCUACGCCAUCCAGAACCUCAUACACAAGGCCGAGUACCAGUGCCGCAUCACUGCCGUCAACAAGAUUGGCUUCAGUGAACCGGUAGAAGUACCCGGCACGCAUGUUGCCAAGGACAUCAUCAUUCCUCCCCAGGCGGAGCUGAGUGCGGAGCUGAAGGCGGGUCUGGAGCUGCGCGCUGGCGCCAUCAUGAGGCUGCACGCCAUCAUCAAGGGCACUCCCGCUCCCAAGAGCACCUGGGCCAAGAUGAACACCAACAUCAAGGAACGCCCGGACAUCGUCAUCAAAUCGAGUAACACCGACACCCUGGUGAUGGUGGAGAGCGUCAACAGAUACGAUGCCGGUAAAUACAUCCUGAGCCUGGAGAGCACGGCUGGCAUCAAGAUGUACACCAUCGUGGUCAAGGUUCUCGAUACACCCGGUCCACCGGUCAACCUGAUGGUGAAGGAGUCCUGUAAGGACAGCGCCUCCAUCUACUGGGACACUCCUCUGAUUAACGGUGGCUCUGAAGUCACCCACUACAUUGUGGAGAAGCGUGACACUGAGAGGAAGGCCUGGUCCAUCAUCUCCAACAACUGCGACAAGUGCGCAUUCAAGGUGCCGGACCUGGACGCCGGGCGGUCUUACUGCUUCAGAGUGUCGGGGGUUAACCAGCUGGGCACCGGAGAGUGCUGCGAGACGGCCGACUCAGUCAGAGCAUCUGAGGAGCCGGGGCCUGUCAUGGACUUCAAGACUUUGCUGGUCACCAAAGACUCCUGCACGCUGAGCUGGAAGAAACCCCUCAGCGAUGGCGGCAGCCGCAUCAUCUGCUACGUGCUGGAGGUUCUCAACGGCGACGACAAGUACAAGGAGCUGAUGAGGGCCAAGAACUUGCAGUACAGCGCCAAGGACCUGGUGGACGGCAGAGAGUACACCUACAGAGUCAAGGCUGUGAAUGACGCAGGAGAGAGCGCCGCCAAGGAGCUGGUGGUGGCCGCCAAGGACACGAUCAUUCAUCCCAACUGUGACUUGAGGGAGCUGCCCAACAUGAUCUACAUCGCCAAGGAGGGCAGCACCGUCCGUCUGAAGAUCCCAAUCAUCGGCAAACCUACGCCCAAGGUCUCCUGGAAGAAGGGAGACGAGGAAAACCUGACCGACAGCGGCCGAGUGUGCGCCGAGUCUUCUGCGGUCAACACCACCCUCCUGAUCAGGGACUGCCAGAGGAGCGACGCCUCCAAGUACACCAUCACCCUGAGGAACAGCGCCGGAAGCAAGGAGUCCACCAUCUUCAUCAGGGUGGUGGGUAAACCCGGCAUACCAAUUGGACCCAUUAAGUUCAAAGAUGUUACUGCCGACGGCGCGACACUGAAGUGGGUUCCUCCCAAAGAUGACGGUGGCUCAGAGAUCACUAACUACAUCCUGGAAAAAAGGGACUUCAUCACCAACUUGUGGGUGACGGUGUCCUCCGCCGUGGAGACCAACACCAUGAGGGUGACCGGUCUCCAUGAGGGAACCGAGUACAUCUUCAGAGUCUCUGCUGAGAACAAGUACGGCGUCGGAGAGGGACUCAAGUCCGACUCCCUCGUUGCUAAGCAUCCCUUCAACGUUCCAGAUGCUCCUCUUCCACCUGAGGUCAUGAGCAUGCGCCACAACUCCGCUUACCUGGCCUGGUCUGACCCCAGGAAGAGUGGAGGAUCUCCCAUCACAGGCUACUAUGUUGAGUUCAAGGAGAGGAACAGUAUGUUGUGGAAGAGGUCAAGCCCAAGUGCCUUGAGGAUGAGGGAACACAAGGUAACCGGGCUGACUGAAGGUCUGGAGUACGAGUUCAGAGUCAUGGCGGUCAACAUGGCCGGCAUUGGCCGACCCAGCGCUCCCACCGAUCCACACGUGGCCCUGAAUCCCAUCGAUGCCCCCGGGAAACCUGACGUGAUCAGCAUCACCAGAAGCACUGUGACCCUUCAGUGGACCGAGCCGCAGUUUGACGGCGGCCAUAAACUGACGGGCUACAUCGUUGAGAGGCGCGACCUUCCCUCUAAGAUCUGGGUGAAGGCCAACAACGUGAAUGUUGUGGAUCCUGCGUUCACUGUAACCGAUCUGCAGGAGGGCUGCAAGUAUGAGUUCAGAAUCAGGGCCAAGAACUCCGCCGGCGCUCUCAGCCCGCCCUCCGAGCAGACGGACACUAUUAUCUGCGCAGAUGAAUAUGCCGCCCCAACCAUUAUCAUCGAAGCUCAAGUGAAGGAGGGUCUGACUGUCCGAGCCGGCGACACUAUCGUCAUCACUGCCGCAAGCAUUUUAGGCAAACCUGCGCCGACCUCAUGCUGGUCAAAGGGAGGAAAGUAUUUCAAACCCUCUGAUCUUGUUCAAAUUGAGACCACCGCGACCUCGUCCACUCUGUACGUCAAGUACGCCGGCAGGAAGGACUCUGGGGAGUACAUCAUCACCGCCAGCAAUCCCUUCGGUGUAAAAGAAGAAACCGUCAAGGUCACAGUUCUGGAUGCUCCUGGUGUUCCCGGACCCAUCGAAGCCAGCGGCGUCUCCUCUGAAAAGGUCACUCUUACCUGGACAGCUCCCACCGAGGACGGAGGUUCUCCCGUCAAGUAUUACACCCUGGAGAAGAGAGAGACCAGCCGCCUCCUCUGGACCAUCCUGGAAGAAAAGGUCAUCGACUGUCACUAUGUGGCCAACAAGCUCAUCCAGGGCAACGAGUACUUCUUCAGAGUCUCUGCUGUUAACCAGUACGGUGCCAGUGAGCCCUCCCACUCUGAGGCAGUCAAGAUGGUUGAUAGAUUCGGUCCUCCCGGUCCACCAUCUAAACCGGAGGUGGAGAAAGUCGAUGGACAUUCAGCCACUGUGACCUGGAGGAGACCAGCUGAGGACGGAGGAAGUGACAUCAUAGGUUACUGUGUUGAGAAGAAGGAGAAAAAGGGGAUGAGAUGGGUCAGGGCGUCCAAGAAAUCCGUAGCCGAGCUCAGCUACGAAGUCACCGGUCUCACCGAGGACAUCGAGUACGAGUUCCGUGUCCUUGCCGAGAACAGAGCUGGCUUUGGAGAACCAAGUGAACCGUCGAUGCCUGUCAGAACAAUAGUUGUUGCCUAUGUGCCUGGACCUCCAAUCAAUCCAAGAGUCACAGACACAACCAAGACCACCGCCACUCUGAACUGGGGAAAACCUCUUGAUAACGGUGGACUUGAAGUCACCGGAUACGUGAUUGAGCACAAGAAGGAAGGAACAGAAGAAUGGGUUAAGGACACCCCUUCAUAUCCACUUAGGAUCACAGAGUUUGUUGUUCCUGGGCUGGAAACUGGUGCAAAAUACUUCUUCAGAAUUAGCGCGGUGAACGGUAAGGGAGCAGGUGAACCGGCUGAAACUAAGGAACUGAUUGAGAUUGUGGAGCGUGCAGCUGAACCUGGUUUAGAGCUGGACCUUGAGCUGAGAAGAACCCUCGUCGUUAGGGCCGGCUGCUCCAUUCGCCUCUUUGUGCCAAUCAAGGGACGUCCUACGCCAACUGUCACCUGGACGAAGGAAGGUGGUCCUGUCCCACGCGCAGUCAUUGACAGCACCGAGUCAUUCACAAUGCUGAUCAUCCCCGAGAGUUCAAGAAUUGAUGUGGGUAAAUAUGAGCUUACCCUCGAAAACUCAGCUGGAAAGAAGAGUGCCGCUAUAAACGUGAGAGUUCUGGAUUCACCCGGACCUCCACUUAACCUAAAACCAGUCAGGAUCGACAAGGAGAGCAUUAGUCUUAAGUGGGAGAUGCCUCUCAUCGAUGGUGGCGCCAAGAUCACCAACUACAUAAUUGAGAAGAGAGAAUCAACACGCAAGGCUUUUACUACCGCUGUUACUAAUUGCCCGACCACCUCCGUCAGGAUCGGUGACCUCGGUGAAGGCUGCGAGUACUACUUCAGAGUGUCUGCCGAGAAUGAGUACGGCAUCGGUGAGGCGGUGGAAACUGCUGAUCCAAUUCGUGCAUCGCAGGCACCAACUCCUCCAGAGAGUAUUAUUCCUACUGAUAUCACCAAGAACUCUGUGAGCCUGGCUUGGACCAAACCCAGGCACGAUGGUGGAAGCAGAAUUACGGGAUAUGUCCUUGAAGCCCAGAAGAGGGGAACUGAUCAGUGGGCACAUGUGACAGCAGUCAAGACCCUGGACUUCACGGUGAAGAAUCUUAAUGAGACUGAGGAAUACAUUUUCCGCAUCAUGGCUGUCAACAGCUCGGGUAGAAGCGGUCCACGUGACAGCAAACCCAUCAUUGUCAGGGAUUCUACUUCCCUGCCGGAGUUUGACCUCCGAGGUGUAUGUCAGAAGACUGUUAUUGCCAAGGCAGGAGAUGACAUCAAGGUGGAAAUUCCAGUCAUGGGACGUCCUAGACCAACUAUCUCUUGGCAAAAGGAUGGUGCAGCCCUGAAGCUCACACAGAGAACCAAUGUGGAAACUACUGCUGCCACCGUUAUCCUCAGCGUCGGCGAAUGCACCAGAGCUGACAGCGGUGUGUACACUAUGACGGGAAAGAACAUUGUUGGUUCUGUGACGGACAACAUCCUCGUCAAAGUGCACGAUGUACCUGGGCCACCCAAGGGGCCAGUUAACAUCAUGGAGAUAUCUCGUACCUAUUGCGUCUUUGCAUGGGACACUCCUGAGAAUGACGGAGGUGUUCCAAUCAACAAUUAUGUGGUUGAGAUCAGAGACACCACUUCCCAAACAUGGACAGAGCUGUCUUCCACUGUCAUCCGUACCAUGUUCAAAGCCAUUCGCUUAACCACUGGUUCAGAGUACCAGUUCAGAGUAAAGGCUAAGAACAGAUAUGGUGUUGGACCUCCCAUCACCUCCUCGUCAGUGGUGGCUGCCUAUCCAUUCAAAGUCCCCGGACCUCCUGGUACUCCAGGUGUUGUUGCAUUUACCAAGGACUCAAUAACAGUUGGCUGGAAUGAGCCUGUCGUUGAUGGUGGAAAUGAAGUCAUUGGUUAUCAUGUGGAGAGGAAAGAAAGAAGCAGCAUCAUGUGGAACAAGAUUAGCAAGAGUCUCGUGAAAGGAAACCUCUAUAAAUCCACCGGGCUUGAAGAUGGAGCUGCCUACGAGUUCCGUGUCAUGGCUGAAAACAUGGCUGGAAUUGGUAAGCCUAGCAAGGCCUCAGAACCAAUACUGGCCUUGGACCCUGUAGACCCACCAGGUCAGCCUAUGCCAAUAUUUGUCAACAAGAAUGUCAUCACCAUUCAGUGGGAAAAGCCUGAGUACGAUGGUGGUUUCAAAAUCACUGGCUAUGUAGUGGAGAAGAAAGAACUGCCUGCUGGCCGCUGGAUGAGAGCCAACUUCACCAACAUCACGGAGACGGUGUUCACUGUCAGCGGACUGACUCAAGAUGCCUCCUAUGAGUUCCGUGUUAUAGCCAGAAACUCAGCAGGUUCAGUGAGCGUGCCCUCUGAUCCGUCAGACCCGAUUACCUGCAAAGAUGACAUUAUUGAGCCACGUAUUAUGGUUGAUGCCAUCUUUAAGGAUGUUGUUCUCGUGAAGGCAGGAGAGUCCUUCAAGCUUGAUGCUGACAUCGCUGGUCAACCAACCCCGUCGAUGGUGUGGACCAAGAACGGAAAAGAGGUUGAGAACACGAUGAAACUGGACGUAAAGUUCACAGAACUGACAACUCUUCUGACCAACAAGGACUCUGUCAGACCAGAUGGAGGAGAAUUUGUUUUGACUGCCACUAACGUUGGUGGAUUUGCUAAGCACAUCUUUAAUGUUAAAGUGCUCGACAGACCUGGACCACCAGUUGGACCUCUUGACGUGUCUGAUGUCAACGCUGACAGCUGUUUACUCACCUGGGCUCCACCUGCAGAUGAUGGAGGUGCCAAGAUCGAAGGAUACGUGAUUGAGAAGCGUGAGUCAAGCAGACUUGUUUGGACCAAUGUGGUUUCAGACCUACAAAUUACACAAUUCAAGGUGACAAAGCUGCUCAAAGGAAAUGAAUACAUCUUCAGAGUUAUGGCACUAAAUAAAUAUGGACUUGGUGAGUCUCUUGAUUCAGAACCCACUAUUGCAGACAACCCAUAUGUGAUUCCAGAUCCUCCAGGGAAUCCUGAGGUGACGGCUAUCACUAAAGAUUCAAUGGUUGUUAUGUGGCAAGCGCCUGUGAGCGACGGUGGAACUCCCAUCACCAACUACAAUAUUUCAAAGAAAGACAGAAUAGGCCUACGCUGGGUCAAAUGCAACAAGAGGAAGGUCAAAGAUCUACAGUUCAAGGCAACAGGCCUUAUUGAUGGACAUGACUAUAAAUUCAAAAUAGUUGCUGAGAAUGCUGCUGGAGUGAGUGCACCAAGUGCCUCAAGUCCAUUCUACAGGGCCACUGAUGCACUGUACAAACCAGGGGCCCCAUGCAACCCCAGAGUCUUGGACACAACCAAGUCCUCAGUUACUGUCGCCUGGAACAAACCUGUGUAUGACGGUGGCUCGGACGUCACCGGCUACAUUGUGGAGACCUGCAUCCUAUCUGCAAAGGAGGAAGAAGAGGAAUGGACCAUUGUGACACCCAAAGAAGGACUCCGCGCCACUUCGUUCACCAUCAUUAACCUGAAGGAGAACCAGGAAUACAAGAUUAACAUCUCUGCUGUCAACGGUGAAGGAGUUGGAGAGGCAGCAUCUGUACCUGGCAAUGCUAAGGCAGAGGACAGGCUCCUCCCACCUGAGAUUGAUUUGGACGCUGAGCUCCGCAAGGUCGUCAGUCUCAGAGCUUGCUGCUCACUCAGGCUGUUUGUGCCUAUCAGAGGCAGACCAGCUCCUCAGGCUAAAUGGACCAAAGGAGACGGUGAGCGUGUUGAGAGGGCAACUAUUGACAGCACGACAUCAUACACGUCACUUGUCAUUGGAAAUGUCAACAGAUUUGACAGUGGAAAGUAUAAUCUUACAGUUGAAAACAACUCUGGCUCCAAGACAGUUACAGUCCAGGUCAGGGUGCUCGAUACACCCAGCGCUCCACAGAAUCUCAAGAUUACUGCUGUGACAAAGGAAGCCGUCACUUUGACUUGGGAGCCACCAGCGAAUGAUGGAGGAGUUAAGAUCAAGAACUACAUUGUUGAAAAACGUGAGUCCACAAGGAAAGCGUAUGCUACAGUCAGUGCUAUCUGCCAUCACACCACCUUCACAGUAGAUCAGCUCUUGGAAGGAUGCAACUAUUAUUUCAGAGUUUUGGCUGAGAAUGAAUAUGGCAUUGGCCUGCCCAUUGAGUCUGGUGAAUCAGUUAAAGUGUCUGAGAAACCACAGCCACCUGGCAAAAUCACUCUUAAGGAUGUUACCAAGAGCAGCGUCACCCUCUCUUGGGAGAAGCCGGCGCAUGACGGCGGCAGCAGAAUCGGCUGUUAUGUUGUUGAGAUCCAGCCCAAAGGUGUUGAUAAGUGGACCCAGGCUGUGAUUGUACAGGAAACAGAAGCUACUAUUACUGGACUAAAUGCAGGUGAAGAAUACAUGUUCCGUGUAUCAGCAAAAAAUGAGAAGGGAGCAAGCGACCCACGUCAAAUCGGCGUGCCUGUGAUCGUUAAAGAUCUUGUGAUUGCACCUGUUGCCAAAAUGUUGUUCAACACAUUCAGUGUGUUGGCAGGAGAAGACCUGACGGUACAGGUUCCAUACGUUGCACGUCCCAAAGCAGCCAUUUCCUGGGUGAAAGAUGGGCAGCCUCUGAAGAGAACUACCAGAGUCAACUUUGAUGAAACAGACACAAUGCUGCACCUCAACAUAAAAGAGGCUACUAGAGAUGACGUCGGACAGUACCGUAUUACUUUAAGCAACACAGCAGGAGAGACAACAGCAGACAUUGGCAUUGUUGUGCUAGACAAACCCGGCCAGCCGGGUGGUCCAGUUAAGGUGGAGGAGGUCACUUCUGACCGUGUAACCAUCUCCUGGAACAAACCAGAAUAUGUCGGUGGUUGCUCCAUCAAACACUAUAUUGUGGAAAAGAGAGACACAUCCACAACUACCUGGAUGGUUGUAUCUCCGAACCUUGCAAGAACCAAAAUCAAGGCAGGCAGGUUGAAGACUGGCUCUGAGUAUCAGUUUAGGAUCACAGCAGAAAACAGAUAUGGAAAAGGCCCAGCUCUUCUCUCAGAGUGUAUUGUGGCUCAAUACCCAUACAAGCUUCCAGGACCCCCAGGAACACCAUCCAUUGCAGUCUGCUCCAAGGACAGCAUGGUGGUGGCCUGGAAUGAACCUGUGAUUGAUGGCGGAUGCACUAUCUUGGGCUACCAUCUUGAGCGCAAAGAGAGAAACAGCAUUCUUUGGGUAAAACUUAACAAGUCUCUUAUAACUGACCAAACCUUCAAGACCAAUGAUCUGGAACCAGGACUGGAGUAUGAAUACAGAGUUUAUGCAGAAAACAUUGUUGGAAUAGGCAGAGUGAGCAAAGUGUCUGAGGGACGUGUUGCUAGAGAUCCCUGUGAUCCCCCUGGCACCCCAGAGGCAACAAAGAUCACUAAGGACUCAGUGACUAUUGUUUGGACCAAGCCUGAAUAUGAUGGCGGUGCGAAGGUUACAGGCUACAUUGUGGAAAAGAAGGAGCUUCCUGAAGGUCGUUGGCUGAAGGCUAACUUCACCAACAUAAUUGAGACAGAGUAUGUUGCAACCGGACUCGUACAGGACAACCAAUACGAGUUCCGUGUCAUUGCCAGAAAUGCUGCUGGUGUUUUCAGUAUGCCCUCUUACAGCACCGGUCCUAUCACUGCCAAGGAUGAAAUUGAACCACCACGCGUCAGCAUCGACCCAGAGUACACACAGACUGUUGUGGUUAAUGCUGGAGACAACUUCAAGAUUGAUGCAGAUGUUCAUGGCAAACCAUUGCCCUCUAUCCGCUGGAUGAAGGGAGAGCAGGAACUGGGCAACACUAUUCAUAGAGAAAUUAAGGACACGCCCACCAAAGCUUACAUAUCUAUCAAGGAAGCUAAACUUUCCGAUGGAGGACAAUACACUCUGCUGCUGGUAAAUCCAGGAGGAGAAAAGGCCGUAAAGGUCAAUGUCGUUGUUCUAGAUAAACCCGGAGAACCACAAGGACCUCUUGUUGUCACAGGAAUAACCAAAGAUCGGUGCUGCCUUGCAUGGAAAGCACCACUACAAGAUGGCGGCAGCAAGAUCUCUCACUACAUUGUAAAGAGGAGAGAGACAAGCAGGCUAGUCUGGACUGUUGUUGACUCAAACGUGGAGAAGACUUGCUUGAAGGUCACUAAGCUCCUGGAAGGAAAUGAGUACAUCUUCAGAGUCCAUGCUGUCAACCAAUACGGAGUCGGUGCACCACUUGAGUCUGCUACCGCCAUAAUGAAAGAUCCAUUUGCGGUCCCUGGAACACCCAAGAGCUUGGAAGUUUCAGAUAUUAAAAAGGAUUCAAUGGUGCUCACCUGGGAGGCUCCUUCUGAAGAUGGAGGUAGUCCUAUCACUGCAUACAUAAUUGAGAAACAUGAUAAAGAAGGUGUGAGAUGGACCAGAUGCAACAGGAAAACAGUCACUGACUUGACUUUCAAGGUCACUGGACUCAUGGAGAGCCAUAGUUACGAAUUCCGAGUUGUAGCUGAGAAUGCUGUAGGUGUUGGUGAGCCAAGCUCCCCGACUGUAUUCCACAAAGCUCUUGAUCCCGUCUUCAGCCCUGGCCCACCAAACAAUCCAAGAGUAACUGACACAACUAGAACAUCAGUAUUCCUGUCGUGGGGCAAGCCCGUCUGUGAUGGAGGCUGUGAGAUUCAGGGAUACGUUGUUGAGUGCUGCUCUACCACGAUGCCGGCUGAGGCCCCUGCUGAAGCCCCGGCUGCCACAGAAGCCCCUGCUGAGGAAUGGACAAUGUGCACACCACCAACAGGUGUCAAGAAGACCAAGUUUGAAGUUGCAAACCUGAAGGAAAACCAGGCGUACAAGUUUAGAGUAUGUGCUAUCAACAAAGUUGGAGUUGGUGAGCAUGCUGAUGUCUCUGGAGCUGUUGUUGCCCAGGACAGGACAGAAGAGCCUGACCUCGACAUUGACGCAGAACUGAGAAAGAUUGUGACCAUUAAAGCUGGAGCUUCCCUCAGACUGUUUAUUCCUAUCAAAGGAAGGCCCACUCCUACCAUCAAGUGGGACAAAGAUGAAGCUGCACUUAAAGAGACGGCUCAGGUCGAGUCGACCAGCAGUUUCUCGUCCCUUGUGAUUGACAAGAUGAGCAGAAAUGACAGCGGUAAAUACACCAUCACCGCAGAGAACACCAGUGGAACCAAAUCUGCCUUCGUUGUUGUUCGUGUUCUCGACACACCUAGUGCUCCUGUUAACUUGAAAGUGAAAGAAAUUACAAACCAGUCCGUGACACUGGCAUGGGAGCCACCUCUGUUGGACGGUGGGUCCAAGAUCAAGAACUACAUCAUUGAAAAGAGAGAAAGCACACGCAAAACAUAUGCAGCCGUUAAAACAAACUGUCAUCAUCUUUCAUGGAGGAUUGAGCCACUCCAGGAGGGUUGUUGUUACUACUUCCGAGUCCUUGCUGAGAAUGCACAUGGAGUUGGCUUGCCAGCAGCGACUGCCAAUCCUCUUAAGGUCUCAGAGGUACCCCAGUGUCCAAAGAGCUUGAGUGUUACAGAUCAAACCAAAACAAGCAUCUCUUUAGCCUGGGAGAAGCCGGAGUACGAUGGUGGUAGCAGAAUAACACAGUACCUACUCGAGGUGCAACUUAAGGGCCAGGACAAGUGGUCCCCUGUUAACACAUUUAAGACAAUGGAGGCUACUGUCACCAAACUGAACCCAGGAGAGGAGUAUGUGUUUAGAGUUACAGCAAUCAAUGAUAAGGGAAAGAGUGACUCCAAAGUCCUUGCUGGUCCAGUGAUGACCAAGGACUUAGUCUUUGAGCCAGAUAUUCGACCAGCAUUCAGCAGCUACAGUGUCAAAGUGGGCAAAGACCUGAACAUUGACAUUCCCUUCUUUGGACGACCUAAACCAAAAGUCUCAUGGACUAAAGAUGGAGAUGCUAUGAAGUUCACUACCAGAGUCAACAUUCACAACACAGCAACACACACAACGCUGAGCAUUAAGGAGGCAGCAGGUGAUGAUGGUGGCAUGUACGGUAUAAAUGUCGCUAACUCAGCCGGAAAGAAAGACACAUCAGUUGAAAUCGUUGUACUUGACAAGCCUGGCCCUCCAUCCGGCCCCGUGAGGUUCGAUGAGAUCACAACACAGAGUGUCACUUUUUCAUGGGAUCCACCAAAGCACAAUGGCGGUUGCCAGAUUUCAAACUACGUUGUACAGAAGAGAGAUACUACUACAACAACGUGGGAAAAUGUUAGCAUCAACUAUGCCAGAACCACCAUCAAAGUGCCUCGACUGAAGACUGGAUCUGAGUACCAGUUCAGGAUCAUUGCUCAGAACCGCUAUGGCAAGAGUCACGGUCUGGAUUCAUCUUCCGUGGUCGCUCAGUACCCAUACAGAGAACCAGGCCCACCAGGAACUCCAUUCAUCUCUUCUCUCUCGAGGGAUCACCAGGUGGUCGAGUGGCACGAGCCCGUCGCAGAUGGAGGCAGUUCUGUCCUCGGCUACCAUCUUGAAAGGAAAGAGAGGAAUAGUAUUCUCUGGGUCAAGAUCAACAAGACACUUAUCCACGAGCCUAUUUUCAAGAGUCACCCCUUGGAGGAGGGUAUCGAGUAUGAAUACAGGGUUUAUGCUGAAAAUAUAGUUGGCAUUGGCAGAUGCAGUAAGGUCUCAGAGGGCUGUGUCGCCCGUGACCCCUGUGAUCCUCCUGGCACACCAGAGGCCAUCCAUGUGACCAAAGAUACCAUCAUCAUCCAGUGGACUAAACCAGAGUAUGAUGGCGGCAGUAAUAUAACCGGCUAUACUGUGGAGAAGCGUGAUCUGCCAGAGGGCAGGUGGGGCAGGGCCAACUUCACUAAUGUGAUCGAGACCCAGUUCACCGUCACCGGUCUGACUGAAAACGCACAGUAUGACUUUAGAGUCAUUGCUAAAAAUGCUGUCGGCACCAUCAGUAAGCCAUCCUACAACAGUGGACCAAUCACUGUAAGUGAUGAGUUGGAGGCACCCAAAUUCUCCAUUGACCCCGCAUUCACCAAGACUAUUAUCAUCAAUGCCAGAGAGACCUUCAAGCUUGACGCCGACGUCCGUGGCAAGCCGCUCCCUACGAUCCAGUGGUUCAAGGAUGAAAAACCAGUCGAGAAUACGCUCAGACUCGAGAUAAAGAACACAGAAAAUCACGCAAUGAUUGUCAUUAAGGACUCUGUUAGAAUUGAUGGUGGAGUUUACACACUCCAGCUGUCAAAUCAGGCUGGCAGUGAAACUGUUCCAUUCAAUGUCGUGGUCCUGGACAGGCCUAGCCCAUGUCAAGGACCCCUCCACAUCGCAGGAGUAGCUGAAGAUAGAUGCACACUGGUAUGGCAGGCCCCUCUACAUGACGGAGGUAAUCCUAUUAAACACUACCUGAUCGAGAGAAGAGAGACCAGCCGUCUAGCUUGGACCAUUGUUUCCAACAGCUGUGAAAACACAUGCUACAAAGUCACCAAGUUACUGGAAGGCAAUGAGUACAUGUUCCGCGUCACGGCAGUCAACAGUUACGGUGUCAGUGAGCCACUGGAGUCUAGCGGAGUGGUCAUGAAGACUCCAUUUGUUCCUCCUGGUCCAUCGCAUAUUGAGGAUGUGUCCAACAUUGCUCACGACAGCAUGACCGUCACUUGGUCUGCCCCGGAGACUGACGGCGGCAGUGAGAUUACCAAUUACAUCCUUGAAAAGAAGGACAGAAAUGGAAUAAAAUGGACCAGAUGCAACAGACAGAAAGUCACCGAUCUAUCCUUUAGAGCUACGAGCCUAACCACCGGCCAUGAAUAUGAAUUCAGAGUGACUGCUGAGAAUGUAGUUGGAGCAGGAGAGCCAAGCCUUCCAAGUUCAUACUUCAAGGCCAGGGAUCCCACGUACAAACCUGGUGCCCCGGCAUAUGUGAACGUGAGUGACUCCACAAAGACUUCUAUUACGGUGGUGUGGGGUAAGCCUCUGUCUGACGGUGGCAGCGCCAUUCAAGGAUACAUUGUUGAAGUCUGCAAGGCUGAAGAGGAGGACUGGACCAUGGUUACUCCCCCCACUGGCCUGCGUGUCAACAAAUAUGAAAUUACCAAACUUACUGAGGGUCAGGAGUACAAGAUACAGGUGUGUGCUCUGAACAAACUGGGAGUUGGUGAGCCGGCAGCUCUCUCUGGAACAGCUAAGCCAGAGGAAAGGUUGGAACCACCAGAGAUCCAACUCCACUCUGAUCUGAGGAAGGGCAUCACUUUGAAAGCUGGUGGAUCUGUUAGAAUCCAUAUCCCGUUCAAGGGUAGGCCAACACCUGAGAUUAAGUGGACUAAGGAUGAGGGAGAUGUGACUGAAAAAGCGGUGGUCGAGAAAGCUCUCAACUUCACACAGUUGUCCAUUGACUCCUGUGACAGGAGUGACUCAGGAAAAUACACGUUGACCCUGACAAACAGCAGCGGGUCUGUGUCUGAGUUUGUUGCUGUUAAAGUCCUGGACACACCUAGUGCCCCUCUGAAGCUUGUGGUUAAAGAAGUCAAAAAGGACUCGGUCACUCUUGUAUGGGAUGCCCCGCUGAUUGACGGAGGUUCCAAAAUCAAGAACUACGUCAUUGACAAGCGUGAAUCAACCAGAAAGACGUAUGCUAAUGUGUCCACAAAAUGCACCAAGACAACAUUCAAAGUUGAGAACUUGAUUGAAGGUGCUAUGUACUACUUCAGAGUCAUGGCUGAGAAUGAUUAUGGAAUCGGUCAGGCCGUUGAAACAAAGACGGCUUCCAAGGCCUCCGAGGUACCGCUGCCUGUUGGAAAAAUCUCCGUCACCGAUGUCACCAAAGCCACUAUCUCCCUGGCCUGGGAGAAACCUGAGCAUGAUGGAGGCAGUAGAAUUGGUGGCUACCUAAUUGAGAUGCAACCCAAAGGUGCAGAUAAGUGGGGCGUUGCAACUAAUACAAAGACAUGCGAUGGCACUGCCACAGGUCUCACAGCAGGAGAAGAAUACCUAUUCCGUAUCAUUGCUUACAAUGAGAAGGGAAAGAGUGAGCCAAAUGCGCUUGCUGCGCCCAUUGUUGCCAGCGACAUAGCCAUUGAGCCAAGCAUUAAGAUGCAAUUCAACACCUACAGUGUAUUAGCUGGAAAAGACUUGAGGUUGGAGUUCCCUGUGCUUGGCAGGCCCAAACCUAAAGUCACCUGGACCCAGGACGGUCAGCCUUUGAAGAUAACAUCCAGAAUCAAUGCGAUAUGCACUAAAACAACAACUGGACUUAAAAUUACUGAGGCAUGCAAGGAGGACUUUGGCAAAUAUUCCAUCACAGCAACCAAUAAUGCCAGCACAAUCACAGAGGAAGUGGCUGUCAUUGUCCUUGACAAGCCCGGUCCACCAAAAGGUCCACUCAAGGUUGUCGAAGUGAGCAACACCUUUGUUCAUCUCUCCUGGGAGCCCCCGGAGUACAUGGGUGGAUGCCAGGUAAAGAACUAUAUAGUUGAGAAGAGAGACACCACAACUCAAACAUGGCAGGCAGUCACCACACAACUUGCUAGAACAGCUCUCAAGGUCACCAAGCUGAAGACUGGUGCAGAAUACCAGUUCAGAAUCAUAGCUGAAAACAGAUAUGGAAAGGGUGCAUCUCUGGACUCCAAGUCCAUCACUGUUCAAUAUCCAUACAAACCACCCGGGCCUCCAGGAACACCACAUGUCAAAUAUGCAACGAAGGAAAUGAUGACCAUUGAAUGGAAUGAGCCAGUCAUUGAUGGUGGAAGUACAGUCAUUGGGUACCAUUUAGAAAGCAAGGAGAGAAGCAGCAUCAUGUGGAACAAACUGAACAAGACUCUUAUCACCGAUACCGAGUUCAAGAUCUGCAAUCUGGAGGAGGGUAUUGGAUAUGAAUUCAGAGUCUAUGCUGAAAAUAUUGUUGGCAUUGGCAGAUGCAGUAAAGCGUCUGAGUCCUUUGUUGCGCGUGACCCGUGUGAUCCUCCAGGUGCUCCUGAAGCUGUGUCUAUCUCUAAGACCUUGAUCAAGAUUCAGUGGACCAAGCCUCAGUAUGAUGGUGGCAGCAAAGUGAACGGAUAUAUCGUGGAAAGGAAAGAUCUUGCCUCCGCUGAUAAGCACUGGGUAAGAGCUAAUUUCACAAAUGUAGUUGAGACUGAGUAUACCGUCACUGGCCUGACGGAGAAUGAGCAAUAUGAAUUCAGAGUCAUUGCAAGAAAUGCAGCCGGAGUCUUCAGCGAGCCUUCUGACAGCUCUGGACCUAUUACUGCUACUGAUGAAAUUGAACCACCAAGGGCCUCAAUGGAUCCCAAAUACAAGGAUGUUAUUGUUGUCAAUGCUGGAGAACACUUGCUUCUUGAUGCAGACAUCCAUGGGAAACCAAUUCCUGAUGUUGUCUGGCUAAAAGAGGGCAAGGAAAUGGACAAAGCCCUGCGUAUUGAAGUGAGAACUACACAGAAACGUGCAGCCAUUAACAUCAAGGAUGUAACCAAGCUUGAUGCUGGCCACUAUGAUCUCGUUCUCAAAAAUCCGGGUGGUACAAAAACCUUCCCUAUCACUGUCAAAGUCCUUGAUAAGCCAGGUCCACCCGUUGGACCCAUGAAGAUGACAGGAAUCAUGGCUGACAGGUGCAUCCUUGCCUGGUCUGAACCAGCUCUAGAUGGUGGGGCUAGCAUCACUCACUAUAUCUUGGAGAAGAGAGAGACCAGCAGGUUGUCCUGGACAGUGGCUGCACCAAAUGUCAAGGGUCUCUUCUAUAAACUAACAAGUUUGCUUCCUGGAAAUGAAUACAUUUUCAGAGUCAGGGCAGUCAACAAAUACGGUGCUGGCGAUCUUCUCGAGAGUGAAGCCGUCAUUGCACGCAAUCCUUACAAGCCACCUAGUGCUCCUGGAACUCCAGAAGCAAGUCAGAUCACAAAGGACUCUAUGGUCCUGUCAUGGACUGCUCCAGAACAGACUGGUGGAGCUGACAUCGAAGGCUAUCACCUUGAAAAACGUGACAAAGAUAGUGUUAGGUGGACGAAAUGCAACAGAGAAAAGCUGACUGACAACCACUUCAAGGUCACCGGUCUGAUGACAAACCACUUCUAUGAGUUCCGUGUUGCUGCUGAGAAUGAGGCUGGAAUGGGAGACCUCAGUGAACUGUCCCUGCUCACCAGGGCAUGUGAUUCCACAACACCACCUGGACCUCCACACCAUCCUAAGGUGACCGACUACACAAAGUCUACCGUGUCUCUGUCCUGGCGCAAACCUGAGUUUGAUGGUGGUGCCUACAUAAAGGGCUACAUCGUUGAAAUGAGGGAGUAUACACCAGUGCCCGAAUCAACAGAGGAGGCCGAAGUAGCACCAGCAAUAGUGGCACCAGUUGAAAAAGAAUGGACUAUGUGUACUCCACCCACCGGCACACAAGCCACUAAACUCACUAUCACAGACCUGAAGGAGGGUGGAGAGUACCAGUUCCGUGUCUGUGCCAUCAACUCUGAGGGACUGGGGGAGGCCGCUAACGUCCACAGCACCGUGGUUACUUCUGACAGGGUAGAAGCACCAGAGAUUGAGCUGGAUGCCGAUCUCAGAAAGGUGGUAUCUGUCCGCGCAGGUGGAUCUCUGCGUCUGUUUGUCACCAUCAGAGGAAGGCCUGAACCAGCUGUGAAAUGGGAGAAGAUUGAGGGUACUCUCACAGAGCGUGUUGCGAUUGACACCACCAGUUCAUACACCAUGCUUGUCAUUGACAAUGUUAACCGCUUUGACAGUGGCAAAUACUCGCUAACGCUGGAGAACAGCAGUGGUGAAAAAUCUGCUGUUGUUGCAGUGAGAAUUUUGGAUACACCAAGUGCACCACAAAAGUUUUCUGUGAAGGAGCUCAAGAAGGAUUCAGUGACCCUUGCCUGGGAUACACCACUCACUGACGGUGGUGCGAAAAUCACAAACUACAUUGUAGAGAAGAGAGAGUCUGUCAGGAAGGCUUAUACUACCGUCACCAGCAACUGCCUGGCCAACUCAUUCAAGAUUGAAGAGCUGCCCGAGGGAGGCAUUUUCUACUUCAGAGUGUGUGCUGUUAAUGAAUAUGGCCAAGGACAGAUGGUUGAAACCAAAGAGGUCAAAGUGUCUGAGGUGCCGCUGCCACCAAACAAGGUUCGGCUCGUAGAUUUGACAAAGACCAGCGUGUCACUGGCAUGGGACAAACCUGCUCAUGAUGGUGGAAGCAAAGUCAUGUGUUACAACGUAGAGUUUAGGCCUAAGAGUGGAGAUAAAUGGGGCGCAGCGUGCACAGUCAAGGUGACUGAAGCAACUAUUCCUAAUCUGACUCCUAAUGAAGCCUAUUUAUUCAGAGUCAUUGCAAUCAAUGAGAAGGGAAAGAGUGAGCCAAAGGAUCUCGGCUUGCCCGUGGUUGCAAAGGAUGUGGAAAUUGAACCAUCUGUCAACUUACUGUUCACCACAUACAGUGUGAAGGCUGGAAAAGACCUCACUCUUGAGGUUCCAGUAAGAGGCAGACCUAAGCCUGUUGUAUCCUGGAAGAAGGAUGGCCUUCCUUUGAAGCAAACAUCAUCCGUUACCAUCUUAAACACCUUAACCUCAUCCAAAAUCAUCAUCAAAGAGGCUAACAGAGAACAUGUUGGCAAGUUUGAGGUGACCCUGGCAAACACAGCAGGAACUGUCACUGCAGAUAUUGGAGUUGUUGUACUUGAUAAACCAGGUCCACCUAAAGGUGUUAAGGUGGAUUCUGUGACAUCAGACAGCAUCACACUGUCCUGGUCUCCACCAGAUUAUGAUGGUGGCUGCUCCAUCAGUAACUAUAUUGUGGAGAAGAGAGACACAAACACACAAGAAUGGCAGAUGGUAGGAGGUAAUGUCGCCAGAACAUCUUUCAAGGCUGGCCGCCUGACACAUGGAGCAGAGUACCAGUUCCGCAUCUAUGCAGUCAACCGUUAUGGAAAGAGCACAUAUGUGGAUUCACCUGGAAUCACUGCUCAGUAUACCUUCAAACAACCUGGACCUCCUUCCACGCCUAUAGUGAAGUUGGCCACCAAGUCUUACAUGUUGGUGACUUGGAAUGAGCCAGUCAUUGAUGGCGGUAGUCCUGUUGCGGGCUACCAUCUGGAGAGGAAGGAGCGUACUAGCAUUCUUUGGACAAAGAUGAACAGAGUAAUGAUUAAAGAUACAGAAUACAAAGUCAAUGCCAUUGAAGAGGGCAUGUUGUAUGAAUACCGCGUCUAUGCUGAGAAUAUAGCUGGUAUCGGUAAAUGCAGCAAGGUCUGUGAACCUGUAGCAGCCAGAGAUCCAUGUGAUCCUCCAGGCACACCUGUGGUCACCGCUAUUACCAGAACAUCUGUCUCCUUGUCUUGGGCUAAACCAGAGUAUGAUGGCGGAGCCAAGGUUUCUGGCUACACCAUUGAACGAAGAGACCUUCCUGAAGGACGCUGGACAAGGUGCAACUUCACCAAUGUGCCCGAGACCCACUAUGAAGCGACAGGCCUUACAGAGAAUAGCCAGUAUGACUUCCGUAUCAUUGCUAAGAAUGCAGCUGGAUUGUUCAGUGGACCGUCUGACAACACUGGCCCCAUCACUGUCAAGGAUGAUGUGGAUCCACCACGCAUCAUGAUGGAUGUCAAGUUCAGAGAGACACUGCGUGUGAAAGCAGGAGAAACUCUUAAGAUUAAUGCUGACCUGGCAGGACGUCCUGCCCCCGUCGUUUCCUGGACCAAGGAUGGCAAAGAGAUCGAGCUGAGAGCCAGAAUCCAGAUUGUUUCAACAGAUACCAGCACUUCUGUCAUUGUGAAGGAUAGCAUCAGAAGAGAUUCCGGACAGUAUGUCCUGACUCUACAGAAUAUUGGCGGAACAGUUGCCAUGCCAAUAAACUGUGUGAUUCUAGAUAAGCCAGGACCCUCAGCAGGACCUCUGCAGAUCACAGGUCUCACAGCUGAGGCGUGCACUCUGUCAUGGGGUCCUCCUCAGGAGGCCGGUGGUGCUGACAUCACACAUUACAUUGUUGAGAAGCGUGAGACCAGCCGCUUGGCGUGGACAGUGGUGAAGGGAGACAUCAAAAAAGAAUACCUCAAAGUCACAGGACUGCUCAAGGGCAACGAAUACAUCUUCAGGGUUUUGGCUGUCAACAAGCAUGGAUCUGGUGAGGCUCUGGACAGUGAUGCUGUAAAGAUUACAGAUCCAUACACUUUUGCCACUGCUCCAACUAACGUUGAUGUCACCACCAUAACUGGAGAUUCAAUGACCCUCACCUGGUGCAAGCCAGCCAGUGAUGGAGGCAGCCCCGUCACUGGAUAUGUGAUUGAGCGCCGCGAGAAGACAGGUAUGCGCUGGGUCCGUGUGAACAGAGAUCCAGUUGUUGAAUGUACCACAGUGGCAACCAAACUGCGCAGGAGUUGUGAGUAUGACUUCAGAGUCUGUGCUGAAAACGCCGCCGGUCUGAGUCCUCCAAGUGAACGAUCUGCAACAUUCAGAGCAGCAGAUCCUCUCGUUGUUGCUUCUCGCCCAACCAAGCCGAAGAUCAUCACUUCAACCAAGGACAGUGUGUCCGUUGUCUGGAAACCACCGAGAGAUGAUGGUGGUGCCCCCAUCCUUGGAUACAGUGUAGAAUACAGAGACUACAUCCGUAAACCAGAGCCAGAGGUUGAGGGAGAAGAGGAAGAAUAUGAGGAGGAGGAGGAGGAGGAAUGGGAGGUACCUGAAUCACCAGAAGAACUAGCAAGAUGGGUUGAAGCUAUCCCUCUUACCAAGAGCUUGGAGUUCACAAUCACAGGACUAAAGACAGAUGCAGAAUAUGAAUUCUGUGUCAAGGCAAUAAACAAAAUUGGCAGCAGUUCGCGUAGCCUGUAUUCAGAUGGAGCUGCAGCAACGGACAGAACUGCUGAGCCAUCGUUCGAUGUUGACAUUGAGUUGCGUAAAUUACUUAUUGCCAAGCAUGGCACAGCAUUUACUUUGAAUGUACCAUUCAAGGGCAAACCUGUGCCAUCGGUGACAUGGGCCAGGGAGGGCGUUGAUCUAAAGGUUAGAGGAACCAUCGAAUCAACAGAAUCCAGCACUUCACUGACCAUUGAGAAGUCAACCAGGAAUGACUCUGGAGAGUACAGCGUCACUAUUGAAUCACCGUUGGGAAAAGCAACAUUGCCCAUGAUCGUCAAGGUGCUCGACUCUCCUGGACCUCCUGUCAAUGUCAAAGUCUCAGCAGUGACCAGGGAUUCUGCAACCAUCAGUUGGGAAGCUCCGGAGAAUGACGGUGGUGAUGCAGUGAAGGCCUACCAUGUUGAAAAACGUGAGGCCAGUAAGAAGGCCUGGGUGUCGGUGACCAGCAACUGCCACGCGUUGACAUACAAGGUGGAAGACUUGCAGGAGGGAGCCAUGUAUUACUUCAGAGUUAUUGGAGAAAAUGAGCAUGGAGUGGGUGUCCCUCAGGAGGCCAAGGCUGGAACAAAGAUUACAGAGGUACCGAGUGUACCCAUGAAACUUGGAGUUGCGAAUGUUACCAAGGACAGUGUUACGAUUGCCUGGACGAGACCAGAAUACGAUGGCGGCAGCAGAGUCACUGGUUACCUUAUCGAUGCCCUGGAGAAGAGCCAGACCAAGUGGGUGAAGUGUGCCAAUGUGAAGACCAUGAACCACACCAUCAAGAGCCUGAGGGAGGGUGCUGAGUACUACUUCAGAGUUCGAGCCGAGAACCACGCCGGACUCAGUGAACCGAAGGAGAUGAUCGUACCCGUUCUUGUCAAGGAAAUACUUGAGGCUCCAGAGUUUGACCUGAAGAACUACCCUAAGAAUACAGUUUAUGUGAGAGCCGGAGCCAACCUGACCUUUGAGAUCCCUCUCAGCGGCAGGCCCAUGCCUAAGGUGACCAUGUCCAGGAACAACGUUGUCAUCAAGGGAUCCAAGAGACUGCUAACAGAACCAACUCCAGACAGUUUAAUCGUCACCCUAAAUGAAAGCAUCGCAAGUGACGCUGGCAAAUAUGAAGUCACUGCCUCAAAUGCGGGAGGUACCACCAAGAUCUUCAUCAUCUUCGUUGUGCUGGACAGACCCGGUCCUCCUAUCGGUCCGGUCGAGGUCGGAGAGGUCGGAGAGACCACGGUAUAUCUGAAAUGGGCGCUUCCAGAGUACGAUGGUGGCAGUCCUGUCACCAACUACAUCGUUCUGAAACGUGAAACCAGCACUCCUGCCUGGGCAGAGGUGUCAACUAGCAUUGCCAGAAACUCAAUCAAGGCGACCAAACUGACGAAGGGCGAGGAGUACCAGUUCAGGAUCAAGGCUGAGAACCGCUACGGUGUCAGCGACCAUAUCGACAGCAAGCCAGUCAUGAUAAAGCUUCCAUACACCUUCCCCGGACCUCCAUCCACACCAUGGCUGGGCUACAUAUCUAGAGAGAGCCUGACGGUCUGCUGGAAUGAGCCAGUCAACGACGGUGGAAACACUGUGAUUGGAUAUCAUCUCCAGAUGAAGGAGAGGAGCAGCAUCCUCUGGCAGAAGGUCAAUAAGACGGCGAUCACAGGAAACCAGUGGCGAAUCACGAACAUCUGCCCCGGCCUCAUCUACGAAUUCAAGGUGGCGGCUGAAAACGCCGCCGGUAUUGGAAAGCUGAGCAAGACCUCUGAAGAGGUGCUUGCUAUUGAUGCCUGCGAGCCACCAGCAAACGUCCAUAUCACAGAAGUCACCAAGAACUCCGUCAGGCUGGCCUGGCAGAGGCCUCCGUACGACGGUGGCAGCAAGAUUACCGGCUACAGCGUGGAGAGGAGGGAAGCUCCCAGUGACAGAUGGGUGAAGGCCAACUUCACCAACAUCAUUGAGCUCGGCUUCACCGUGUCUGGACUGAGCCAGGACGAGUCUUACGAGUUCAGAGUAUAUGCCAAGAAUACCGUUGGCUCCGUCAGCAACCCAUCUCUCAUUGCUGGCCCAGUUACUUGUGUUGAUGCGUGUGGUGCCCCAGCCAUUGACCUUCCUCCAGAGUAUCUGGACGUGGUUCAGUACAAGGCUGGAGCUUCAGUUAAGCUUAGAGUCGGAAUCAUCGCCAAGCCUCUGCCGACCAUUGAGUGGCUGAAGGAUGGAAAGGAGCUGAUAGCGACCUCUACCCGGUCUAUUGAAAGCACAACAGACUCUUCUGAUGUUCUGAUCAAGGAUGCAGCUCGUUGUGACACCGGCUCGUAUGAGGUCAAGAUCAAGAAUGUUCUGGGCUCAGCAUCUGCAACCAUCAGGAUUGAAAUCUUAGACAAACCUGGACCUCCAGCCGGCACCAUUAACUUCAACUCCAUAACGGCAGACCGGAUCAUCCUCAGCUGGGAGCCUGUGCCUGAGUCAGACCAGGGAGGAUUCAAGGUGACCCACUACAUCGUUGAAAGGCGUGAAACCAGCCGAGUGGUCUGGUCAACAGUUUCAGACAGGCUCGAGCAGACGUACGUCGCCGUCGGCAAGCUGAUGCGUGGAAAUGAGUAUGUGUUCCGCGUAAUGGCUGUUAACAAGUACGGAGCAGGAGAGCCGCUGUUGUCGGAACCCGUCAUCGCUAAAAACGCCUUUGUAACUCCUGGGCAGCCUCACACUCCUGAGGUGACAACCAUCACCAAGACCACCAUGGUGGUGGAAUGGGCCAAACCAGGUGUAGACGGAGGCAGCCCCGUGACGGGCUACUACCUGGAGAGACGCGACAAGAAGAGCUUGCGUUGGAUCCGUGUUUACAAAGAGCCCGUCACUGGCAUCAAACAGAACAUCUACCAUCUGACAGAAGGAAACGAGUACCAGUAUCGCAUCUGUGCCAUCAACAUGGCCGGAGAGGGGCCGUUCUCCGAUGCAUCAGACUGCUACAAGGCUGCUGACCCUGUUGAUCCACCUGAUGAGCCUUGCAAGCUGAAGGUGGUGGACUCCACCAAGACAUCCAUCACAUUGGGCUGGUCCAAGCCAGAAUGGGACGGAGGCAGCGAGGUCACCAGCUACAUGGUGGAGAAGCUUGUAGAGGGAGAGCAAGAAUGGGCCAUGAUUACCUCCAAGGGAGAGGCCAAGACAACCGAAUACACAGUUCAUGACCUGAAACCAGACGUCAACUACUUCUUCAGAGUCUCUGCCGUCAACUGUUCCGGCCGUGGAGAGCCUCUGGAGAUGACGGAGCCUGUGCAAGCUAAGGACAUCCUGGAGGAGGCCCAGAUUGACCCAGAUGUGGCCAUGAGAACUCACUACAUUGUGAAGGCCGGUAAGGACGUGGAGCUGUCUGUUCCCCUGAAGGGCAGACCUGCUCCCACCGUUUCCUGGAGUAAGGGAGAAGAUUGCAUCGACCGGGACCCCAAAUAUGAGUUCCACCACUCGGACACUACCACAGUCCUUGUUAUGCGUGAGGUGACCAAGCUCGACACCGGAAAGUACACAGUGAAGAUAGAGAAUGGAGUGGGACAGCCAAAGUCCCUGACCCUGUCUGUGAAGGUCCAGGAUACUCCAGCUCAGUGCAUGAAUUUGGUCCUGAAGGACGUGACUCGUGGAAAGGUGACUCUCUGCUGGGAGCCUCCACUCCUCGACGGCGGUGCUGAGAUCACAAACUACAUCGUUGAGAAGAGGGACUCCGCCAAGAGAUCCUUCUCCGCAGUGACAAGCAAAUGCACAGAAACAACGUACACCAUGGAGGACCUCUCCGAGAAGACGACCUUCUUCUUCCGUGUGUUGGCAGAGAAUGAGAAUGGUGUCGGCGAUCCAUGUGAUACACUUGAGCCUGUGAAGGCCACAGAGACUCCAGGACCAGUCAAGGACAUCUCUAUGAAGGAUUCAUCAAAGACCUCUGUCACUCUGCAGUGGCUGAAGCCUGAUUACGACGGUGGAAGCAUCAUCUCCGACUACGUCGUUGAGAAGAAGCUCAAGGGCGAGGAGUGGUCUUUGGGAGGAACCAGCAAACAUUGUGAGUUUGAAGUCAAGAACCUGAAGGAGCACUCAGACGUGUUCUUCAGAGUUGCCGCCAGGAAUGAGAAGGGACAGGGCGACUUUGUUGAGACCGGGUCUAUCAAGGUCAUUGACUACAUCAUCACACCUGAGGCAAGCCUUGACGAGUAUCCAGGUGGCCGCAUCAAUGUUCGUCUGGGUCACAACGUGCACAUCGAGCUGCCGUACAAAGGUAAACCCAAACCCUCUGUUCUGUGGCUGAAGGACAACCUGCCUCAGAAGGAGAGCGACCAGAUCCGCUUCAAGACGACAGAAAACAAAGCCACUCUCAUGAUUAAGAGCGUGAAGAAGGACGACGAGGGUAAAUACACCCUGACCCUCGACAACAAGGUCAACAGGAGAUCCUUCCACAUCCAUGUCAUCACACUCGGACCACCAUCAAAGCCCGUUGGACCCAUCCGCCUGGAUGAAGUGAGAGCUGAGAGCAUCAUGAUCUCCUGGGACGAGCCCAACGAUGACGGCGGCGGCGACAUCAGCUGCUACACUGUGGAGAAGCGGGACACCACCCAGAAUGUCUGGAAGAUGGCCUGCUCCAGUGUACUGGAUACUCAGUUCAAGGCCUCCAACCUUAUCAAGGGGAUCACGUACCAGUUCAGAGUGUGUGCUGAGAACAGAUACGGUGUCAGCGAGGCUCUGGUCUCACAGAAUGUCAUUGCCAAGCACCAGUUCAGGCCUCCAGGCCCGCCAGGCAAGCCCUUCGUAUACAACGUCACCAACGAUGGCAUGACCAUCCAGUGGGAGAAGCCCAUCUAUGACGGCGGUACCCCCCUCCAGGGCUACCACGUGGAGAAGAGGGAGAAGAACAGCAUCAUGUGGCAGAAGGUGAACACGAUGCUGAUCAAAGAAACAGACUACAGGAUCUCGGAGCUCAUUGAAGGCCUCGAGUACUCCUUCAGAGUCUACAGCCAGAAUGAUUCUGGCUUCAGCCGAAUGAGUGAUGAGAGCAAGCCCAUCAUGGCUGUCAGUCCUGUUGAUCCUCCCGGCCAGCCUGACUACAUUGAUGUGACCAGCGACUCAGUGACGCUGAAAUGGGAUGCACCCAAACGUGAUGGUGGUAGCAAGAUUACUAGCUACAACAUUGAGAAACGCCAAGGAAAGGGCCGGUGGUUCAAGGCCAACUUGACUGACGUACAUGAGUGCCAACACGCCGUCACCGGGUUAGCAACAAAUGAACGCUACGAGUUCAGAGUGACGGCCAGAAACUCCAUCGGCGUCGUCAGUCCUCCCUCCAACUCCUCCGGCUUAAUUGUGGUCAGAAGUGAGAACUCUUGUCCAAAUAUUGAGUUUGGCCCAGAAUACUUCGAGGGUUUGACGGUCAAGGCAGGAGACAACAUCAGGCUGAAGGCGACCAUCACUGGACGCCCUGCUCCCAGGAUCGUCUGGUACAGAGACAGCGUGGAGGUUACCAAGAAGAUGAUGGAUAUUAUCAACGUAGCUGGAUCCAGCACCCUGUUCGUCAGGGACGCUGAUCGUACACACCGCGGCCUCUACAGUGUGGAGGCUACCAACGGAUCUGGAACCAAGAAGCAGGACAUCCUUGUUCAAGUCCAGGACACACCUGGGGAGCCAGUAGGACCAAUGACCUUCAGCAGCAUCUCAGAGGGUAAGUGCACUCUGACCUGGGAUCCGCCGGAGAACGACGGCUGCUCAGAGAUUUCGCAUUACAUCAUUGAGAAGCGCGAGACUGCCAAGAUCUCCUGGGCUUUGGUGUCCGACGAAUGUACAGCGUGCACUUUCAACGCAACCAAGCUCAUCAAGACCAAUGAGUACCAGUUCAGGGUCUCUGCUGUUAACAAGUUUGGACAUGGCAGACCUUUGGAAUCCAGCCCCAUCAUUGCACAGAUGCAAUACACUGCCCCUGAUGCUCCAGGCACUCCUGAUGCUACUGAGUCGUCAGGAGAGAGCAUCACCCUCUCCUGGACCGCUCCAACCUCUGACGGAGGAAACCCCAUCCAGUAUUACCUCGUGGAGAAACGAGAAAAGAAGACGGUCCGCUUCUACAAGGUGACGACCAAGAAGCCCAUCAUCGAAUGUGCUCACAAGGUUGUCCACCUGACGGAGGAUAUGGAGUACGAGUUCCGCGUCAUGGCCGUGAACGACGCCGGUGUUGGAGCUCCUAGCAACAUCUCCCUGCCUAUCAAAGCCGCCGAGCCGAAGGAUAUUCCUUGUGCUCCAUCUGUGGUGUGCGUGACCGACUCCACCAACAACUCCAUCAGCCUUGAAUGGUCCAGGCCUGCGGAAGACGGAGGCAUGGAGGUCCUGGGGUACAUUGUUGAGAUGGUGAAGGGACAAGAGACCGAAUGGAAGAGAGUAAACGAGGAGCUGGUGGCAGAAACAAAUUACACAGCGACUGGUCUACAGACAGGAGCUGAGUACAGGCUCCGUGUCGCAGCCGUCAACCACAUCGGUAGAGGCGAUGAUCAGGAGAUCCCGGAGCCUGCCCAGGCUGUUGACAGGCUGACACCACCACAGGUGGAUAUUGAUGCCACCUUCAAGCAGACGCACAUUGUGAAGCCUGGAGGCUCAGUGUGCCUGGGCAUCCACUUCAGAGGAAAGCCAGUUCCCACUGCCACCUGGGUGAAGGAAGAAGGAGAGCUGGGUGGCAUGUCUGAGGUCUCAACCACGGAAGGUUACAGUUCUUUAAGCAUUGAGAAUUGCUCGAGAAAUGAUACCGGCAAAUACACCGUUAACCUGGAGAACGCCAGUGGAAGCAAGGCCAUUACCUUCACUGUGAAAGUGAUGGACACUCCUGGACCUCCUCAAGCUGUUGUCUUCAAGGAGGUGUCCAGAGGCUCCGUCACAGUUACCUGGGAGCCUCCUCUCAAUGACGGUGGAGCACGAAUCCAACACUAUAUUGUUGAGAGGCGUGAGGCUAGCCGCCGCACUUGGCAGCAGUCUGGUGGCAAGAGCACAAAGCGAAUCCUGAAGAUCCAGGACCUGCUGGAGGGAGUACCAUACUUCUUUAGAGUCUCAGCCGAGAACCAGCACGGUGUGGGUGAGGCCUUUGAGCUGACUGAGCCUGUCAUUGCCACCGCGGAGCCAGCAUCUCCAAAGAGAAUGGACAUCCUGGACACCACAGACAGCACCGUGGUACUGGGCUGGUUGAAACCAGAGCAUGACGGCGGCAGCCGCAUCCAGGGUUACGUCAUUGAGGCUAAGCCAAAGGGUACGGACAAAUGGGUCGUGUGCGGCAACACCAAGACUCUCACCUACGUGGUUGAAAAGCUCAACAAGGGUGACGAGUAUGACUUCCGUGUGAAGGCCAAGAAUGAAUCGGGCUACAGCGCCGCCAGGGAAACUCUGGUUGCGGCGUUGGUCAAAGAGCCUCACAUUGAACCUGCUGCUGACCUCAGUGAGAUCACCAACCAGCUCAUCACAUGCAGUUCUGGCAAAACGUUCACCAUUGAUGUUCCCAUCAGUGGUAGACCGGCUCCCAAGGUCAUCUGGAAGCUGGAAGAGAUGAGGCUUAAGAACUCAGACAGAGUCAUCAUCCAAACAACGAAGGACAGAACCACUAUCUCAGUCAAGGAAGCCAUGAGAGGAGAUGGUGGCAAAUACUACCUGACUCUGGAGAACGCGGCGGGAACCAGGACCUUCACUAUUGAAGUUAAUGUCACAGGUAGACCCAGUCCUCCAACCGGACCCAUCGAAAUCACAUCCAUCACCUCUGAGUCCUGCGUCGUUAACUGGGAACCACCAGAAGACGACGGCGGCACUGAUAUCACCAACUACAUUGUGGAGAAGCGUGAAUCUGGCUCCACCGCCUGGCAGCUGAUCAACUCCAGCGUCAAGCGCACAUCUCUCGACGUCAGUCACCUGACCAAGUACAUGCAGUACACAUUCAGGGUCUCUGCUGAGAACAAAUUUGGUGUCAGCAAGUCGACUGAGUCUGAGACUAUAGUCGCAGAGCAUCCUUUCACACCUCCUGGCCCACCAACAAGGCCUUCAGUCUUCGGCGUCACCUCGAACUCAAUGACCAUAAAAUGGGAGGAGCCCUACAACGAUGGCGGCAGCAAGGUGACCGGCUACUGGAUCGAGAAGAAGGAGAGGAACAACAUCCUGUGGGUGAGGGAGAACAAGAUCCCCUGCUUCGAUUGCUACAGCAAGAUGGAGGGCCUGGUUGAAGGCCUGGAGUACCAGUUCAGGGUUUAUGCCAUGAACAGUGCCGGGCUGAGCAAAGCCAGCGAGGCCUCCAAGGGAACAGUUGCUCAGAACCCAGUUGAUCCACCAAGUAAGCCAGAGGUCACAAAUGUUACCAGAACCACCGUGUCCCUCAAAUGGUCGUCUCCUCUGAAUGACGGCGGCAGUCCCAUUGUGGGCUACAUCAUUGAGCGCAAGCCGUACACUUUGACCGGCGAAGGCCGCUGGCUCAAGUGUAACUACACCAACGUGACGGACACUUUCUACACCGUCACUGCCCUGGGAGAGGGAGAGCCCUACGAGUUCAGAGUCAUCGCCAAGAACACCAACCAGGUCUUCAGCUUGCCCUCACAGUCCACCGGCUCGGUGCAGUGCAAGACCGACUUUGAGCCUCCAAAGGCCCAGCUGGACAGCAAACUCCUGUCCGAAACCGUCAGAGUCAGAGCCGGUUCAGACCUGGUUCUGGACGCCGCAGUGGGAGGCAGGCCGGACCCCAAGGCUUCCUGGUCCAAGGGCACCAGGGAUCUGGAGUUGUGUGAAAAGUACCACCUGCAGUACACCGCCACCAGGGCCAUGGCCGUCAUCAAAUUCUGUGACAGAGACGACACCGGGAAGUACAUCCUCACGGUCAGGAACGUGAGCGGAACCAAGACGGCCGAGGUCAACGUCAAAGUGCUCGACACCCCCGGAGAGUGUGAAGGCUGCAUUGAGAUCAGCAAGAUCACGGAGGAGUCGUGCACGCUGAGCUGGAAGCCUCCUCUGGAGGAUGGCGGCGACCAGGUUUCCCACUACAUCGUGCACCGGCGCGACACCAACAGACUCAACUGGGUCGUCAUGCACACCGAGUGCAAGGAGCUGACCUGCAACAUCACCGGACUGUUCAAGAACACGGAGUACAUGUUCAGAGUCCGGGGCGUCAACAAGUACGGAGAGGGAGUCUACAUCCAGUCAGAGCCCAUGAUCGCCAGAAACACCUUCACCGUGCCGACUCCUCCUGGAACUCCAGAGAUCCUGGUGUCAGGAGAGGACUUCGCCACCAUCGAGUGGCUAAAGCCGGAGAGCGACGGCGGCAGCCCGCUGAUCCAUUACCUGGUGGAGAGGCGCGAGAGGAAGAGCGCCCGCUGGGUGAGGGUGAACCGGGACGGAGCUCACCUGGACACCAUGCUGAAGGUGUCCGGUUUGACCGAAGGCAACAUCUACCAGUUCAGAGUGACGGCCAUCAACAAGGCCGGAGAGAGCGAAGCCAGCGAGGUUUCUCUCUACGUCGUCUGCAGAGAGCCGACAUGCACCCCUGCUCCUCCUUCCAUCCCUCGGAUCAUCGACACCCACGCCGACAGCAUCAGCCUGGCCUGGUCCCGGCCCGUGGAUGACGGAGGAGCCGACGUGAUGGGCUACAUCCUGGAGAUGCAGGAAGCCGGAGCGGAGGAAUGGAAGAAGGCUCACGAGAAGACGCUGCGUACUGCAGAGCACGUGGUCCCGGGACUCUCAGCAGGCAAGAAGUACUGCUUCAGAGUGGCCGGCAUCAACAUCAACGGGACCGGAGACUUCAGCGAACCGUGUGCCGAGACGGAGCCGGUGGAGAGGAUCGAAACUCCCGACUUUGAGCUCCACGAUGACCUGAAGAAGACCAUCUGCCUGCGCGCCGGCGGAUCCCUCCGCCUGUUCGUAAGCGUCACCGGUCGUCCCGCUCCCGCCAUCACGUGGAGCAAGCCCGACGUCGACCUCCACAACAGAGGCUUCAUUGACGUCAGCAGCACAUCCACCACGCUCAUCAUCGAAAGGGUCCACCGCUACGACGCCGGCAAGUACACGCUGGUCGCCGAGAACUCUGCCGGGAAACAGGAAGUCAACAUUCUGGUCAAGGUCUACGAUACUCCUGGACCAACUGGACCGCUCAAGAUCAAGGAGCUGACCAAGGAGUCUGCAACCAUUUCUUGGGAAGCCCCAACUGUGGACGGCGGCGCUCCUGUCAACAACUACAUCAUCGAGAGGCGCGAGGCUUCCAUGAGAGCGUACAAGACCGUCACCUCCAAGUGCAGUAAGACGUCUUACAAGAUCGACAGCCUGAUGGAGGGCAUGCUCUACUACUUCCGGGUCCUCCCUGAGAACAUCUAUGGCAUCGGCGAGCCCUGCGAGACUCCCGACGUCGUCCUGGUUUGCGAGGUGCCUCUGACGCCACUCAAGCUGGAGAUGAUCGACGUCACCAAGACCACCGUCACCCUGGGCUGGGAGAAGCCCGAGCACGACGGCGGCAGCAGACUGACGGGCUACGUCAUCGAAGCCUGCAAGUUUGGCACUGACAAGUGGAUGAAGGUGGCCACGCUGAAGACAACGGACUUUGAGCACACCAUCGACAAGCUGAACGAGGGCGAGCAGUACUUGUUCAGAAUCAGAGCGAUCAACAGCAGAGGAGCCGGCGAGCCCAGAGAGCUUGUUACUGCCGUCACCGUAAACGAACAGAGAGUAAUGCCCGUGGUAGACUUCUCCAGUAUUCCUCAGAAGGUUGUCAACGUCCUGGCCGGCAAAGCUCUGGAGCUGGACCUGCCCAUCGUCGGCAGGCCUCCUCCCGUCUGCUCCUGGUACUUCAGAGAUAACAAGAUGAAAGUCACCGACCGCGUCAAGAUCAAGAGCACCGGCAAGUUCUCCAAACUGACCGUGUCUGACACCACCAUCGACGACACCGGUGACUACAACCUGGAGGUGAAGAACGCCGUCGGUGUUAUCAGCGAGGUCAUCAAGGUCAUCAUCCUCUCUAAACCUGAUGAACCGACGGGACCCAUCAGCAUCGAUGAGAUCGAUGCCACCACCGUCAGCUGCAGCUGGGAUCCUCCAGCCAGAGAUGGCGGCGCUCCCAUCAGCGGCUACGUGGUGGAGCAGCGUGACGCUCACAGACCCGGCUGGGUGCCUGUCUGCGAAUCCGUCAGCCGACCGACCUUCAAGUUUGUGAACCUGAUUGAGGGAGACGAGUACGUCUUCCGUGCAGCUGCCAUCAAUCGCUACGGCACCGGAGAGUACCUGCAGUCUGAGAUCGUCACCUGCAGGAGCAUGAAGAACGCGCCUGGACCUCCUGGCCGUCCCACCGUCUUUGAUGCUUCCCGUGACAGCAUGACCGUGGCCUGGAACCCGCCAGAUGAAGACGGCGGCCUUGAGGUUUCUGGAUACAUCAUCGAGCGCAAAGAAGUCAGGUCUGACAGAUGGGUGCGCGCCAACAAGAACCCCAUCACCAUGACCAGGUACAGGUCGACGGAGCUGAUCGAGGGCCUGGAGUAUGAGCACAGAAUCACUGCCAUCAACGCCAGAGGAGUGGGCAAACCCAGUCUGCUAUCCAAACCAGCGGUGGCAACAGAUCCCAUCGAUCCACCUGGCUGUCCUCAGAACCCGAGGAUCACCGAUACCACCAAAUCCUCCGUGUCACUGGCUUGGAGUCCUCCCGACGACGAGGGAGACGCCAGGGUGGACGGUUACCUGAUUGAGAUGCAGAAGGCGGGCACCAUGGCUUGGGUCAAGUGCAACACCACCCCAUCGCUGAUCUGCGAGUACACGCUGACCAAAAUGCCACAAGGAGAGGAGUUCAAAUUCCGUGUGAUGGCCUGCAACGCCGGCGGCUCCGGAGAGCCUGCUGAAGUGCCUGGAACCGUCACUGUGACUGAGAUGCUCGAAUCUCCUGAUUAUGACCUGGAGCUGAAAUACAAAGACGUGUACGUGGUACGCCACGGAGGCGUGGUUAGACUCUCAGUGCCCAUCAAGGGUAAACCUCAACCAAUCUGCAAGUGGUUGAAGGACAGUGGUACAGUCUCUGCCAAGACCAUGAUCGCCUCCACGGAGGACGCCAGUGAGCUGGUGAUCAAGGGAGCCGAGAGGAGUGACUCCGGCGUGUACGACCUCCUGCUGGAGAAUAAGGUUGGCAAGAAGAAGGUUCAAAUCAAGGUGAAGGUCAUCGGACGCCCAAGCGCUCCAGAGGGACCGAUGGUCUUUGAGGAGAUCCAGGCCAACUCUGUCAAGGUGUCCUGGAAGACGCCCACGGAUGACGGUGGCUCCGAGAUCCUGGGGUACAUCGUAGAAAGACGUGAAGCAGCCAGGAAUGCCUGGUACACCGUGGACUCCAGAGUGACUGACACUCAUCUUGUUGUCAAGGGCCUGAAGGAGGGAACAGAGUACCACUUGAAGGUCACAGCUGAGAACUCCUUCGGUAUCAGCGCCUCUCUGAAGUCGGAGCAGCCACUGGUGCCCAAGACUCCUCUCUGUCCCCCUGAGCCUUCAAGCACCCCACCAGAGAUCAUGGACGUCACCAAGAGCUCUGUGGCCUUGGCCUGGUCCAGACCGAAGGACGACGGUGGUUCUACCAUCACUGGGUACUUUGUUGAGUACAAGGUGGUGUCCGCUGAGACGUGGUCCCGACACCAGACCAAGAUCGCCUCCACCAUGUUUACUCUGUCUGGACUCACCCCUGAUGCAGAAUACCAGUUCCGCGUUGUUGCCGUCAACAGCAUCGGCGAGAGCGAGGCCGGUCCUGUGUCUGACCCAGUCACAUGCAAGGAUCCAUUCGACAAGCCAAGUCAACCAGGCGAGAUCGACACAGUGAACGUCACGAAGAUGGCCAUCACCAUCCGUUGGCAGGCUCCAGAGUGCGACGGUGGAAAGGAGGUCUUGGGCUACUGGGUGGAGUACAGGAGGUUCAUUGACAGCACCUGGAAGAAAUCCAACAAGCUGCGACUGAAGGAGAAGGAGUUCAUCAUGGUCGGACUGGCUGAGGCCACCGAGUACGAGUUCCGAGUGUUUGCUGAGAAUGAGAGAGGAAUGAGUAGACCUCGCCGGACUGCCACAUGCAUCAGGACCAAACUGAGUGUUGAAACUAAACCGGGUCUGAGAAAGGAAAUGGAUGAAGUGACUGCCAAGCUCGGCCAGCCUGCCGUCAUGAAGUGCCAGAUUAUUGGCAGACCCGUCCCUGACAUCAAGUGGUAUCACGACAGCAAGGAGAUCGUUGAGUCUCGCAAGUACGAGAUGAGCUCUGAUGGCCGCAACCACUCAUUGUCCAUUAUGACGGAUCAGCAGGAGGACGAGGGACAGUACACCUGCAAGGGCAUCAACGACGCCGGAGAAGCCGAGACCACGGGCGUUCUGGUGUUGGAGGCUGCUGCGAGCUUCCACCCCGACUACCCGCUGAAGGAAACCUACUACGCCGGCCUGGGUUCCACUCUGCGCAUCCACGCCGUCUACAUCGGCCGCCCCGAGCCAAAGAUCAUGUGGCUGCACGGGGCGAAGACCCUGGAGAACACCGACGACAUCAGCAUCGAGACCACCGAGCACUACACACACCUGGUGAUCAAGAACGUGCAGCGCAGAGUCCACGGAGGCAAAUACAGGAUCAGACUGCACAACCACUUCGGCAGGGCUGACACCGCAUGCAAUGUUGAGAUUUAUGACAAACCUGAUAUGCCUCAGGGUCCCAUUGUGCUGGAAGCUCUCCUGAAGAACUCUGUCAUCAUCAGCUGGAAGGCUCCCAAGGACGACGGCGGCUGCAUGAUCACCAACUACAUUGUGGAGAAACGUGAAGACAAGGAGGGCACUGAGUGGGAACUGGUGUCGUCAUCCAUCAAUGGCAUAUCUUGCCGUAUCCCCAACCUCAGCGACAGCGCCGGAUACUUCUUCCGUGUGUACGCCCAGAAUCGCUAUGGCAACAGCGAACCGCUGGAACUCACUUCCCCUAUCCUUAUCAAGAGCCAACUGGAGAGACCAUCACCACCUCUGUCACCGGCUGUUUCUGGUAUCACCAAGGACUCCUGCGUGGUUUCCUGGAGGCCUCCUCUCAGCGACGGCGGCUCCAAGAUCAAGAGCUAUUACCUUGAGAAGAAGCACAAGAAGGACAAGAAGGAAUGGAGCGACUGGACUCCGGUGACCACAGACGAGAUCAAACAGACGGUGUUCUCCGUCAAGCGUCUCACCGAGGGAAUCGAGUGCAUCUUCCGUGUGAAAUGCGAGAACCUGGGAGGACAGAGCGACUACAGCGAGGAGACCGCUCCCGUGGUUCCGGCCACGGCCGUUGAAGUUCGUGCUCCCGCCUUCAAAGAAGAGCUGAGGAACAUGAGCGUCAAGUACAAGAGCAACGCUACCCUGGUCUGCAAGAUCACAGGGAGCCCUAAGCCUGUGAUCAAAUGGUUCAGACGAGGAAAGGAGAUCCACUCUGAUGGAAAGAAGAUCAAGAUCCAGGAGUUCAAGGGAGGUUACCACCAGCUGGUCAUCACCGAGGCCGAUGAGGAAGACUCCACUGUGUACCAGAUCAGAGCCACCAACCAGGGAGGCUCCAUCUGUGCGACAAUCUCUCUGGAUGUUGAAGUCCCCGCCAAGAUCAACCUGCCGAAGAACCUGAAGGACAAGGAAGCCAUCCCUGCCCUGCGUGGAGAAGUGAUCAAUAUCAAGAUUCCUUUCAGCGGCAAACCUGAUCCUGUCAUCACAUGGCAGAAGGGACAAGAUCUCAUUGACAGCAAUGGCCACUACCAGGUCAUCGUCACCAGAUCAUUCACCUCUCUGGUGUUCACCAACGGAGUGGAGAAGAAGGAUGCUGGUUUCUACAUCGUCUGUGCCAAGAACAGGUUUGGCAUCGACCAGCAGACGGUUGAGCUGGAUGUAGCUGACGUUCCCGAUCCUCCACGUGGUGUCAAAGCCAGCGACGUCUCUAGAGACUCGGUCACACUGAACUGGGUGGCCCCGGCGAAUGAUGGAGGCAGCAGGGUCAUCAACUACAUCAUUGAGAAGUGCCCCACCACCGCUGAGAGGUGGGAGCGUGUCGUCCAGUCCCGUGAUACCCACUACACCGUCACUAAUCUUUUUGGAGGAACCAGCUACCAGUUCAGAGUCAUCGCUGAGAACAAAUUUGGACAGAGUGCUCCCUCCGAGUCCAGCGGACCCGUCAUGACCAAGGAGGACAAAUCAAGAGUUCUGCUCUAUGACCGGGAGGUUGACGAUUCUGGACGUGUGCCUAAGGGCAAGAUUCACUCCGAUGCCAAGAAUAUGCACACCAAAUAUGCCAUUGCAGAGGAAUUGGGCAGAGGUCAGUUUGGCAUCGUCCACCGCUGUGUGAACAUCAGCUCUGAGAAGACCUACAUGGCUAAAUUCUUCAAGGUGAGAGGCGCCGAUCAAUCAAUAGUCAAAAAGGAAAUUGCAACGCUGAAUAUGGCCAAACAUACCAACUUCCUGCUCCUCCAAGAGUCUUUCGACAGCCCAGAGGAGCUGGUGAUGAUCUACGACUUUAUCUCUGGCGUUGAUAUCUUUGAGCGAUUCAGCAUGACGGAGUUUGAGUUUAAUGAACGCGAGAUCGUCAACUACAUCAGGCAGAUCUGCUCAGCUCUGGAGUUCCUGCACGCUGAGAGCUACGGACACUUUGACAUCAGACCUGAGAACAUCGUGUACGCGACUAGAACCAGUUCGAAUGUGAAGAUUAUUGAGUUGGGCCAGUCCAGACACCUGACUCCUGGAGACCAAAUCAAGAUCCAGUACAUCACUGCAGAGUACGCUGCCCCUGAGAUCCACCAGUGUGACAUGGUUAGCACAGUCACUGACAUGUGGUCUGUCGGUGUCCUCGCCUAUGUGCUCCUCAGCGGACUGAAUCCAUUCACAGCUGAAACCAACCAACAGAUGAUUGACAACAUCUCCAACGCAGCCUACAGCUACGAUGACGAGUCCUUCAAGCAGGUCAGUGUUGAAGCAUUGGACUUCACAGACCGCUUAAUGACCAAGGAACGUAGGCAUCGUAUGAAUGCUGCUGAGGCUCUGGCGCAUCCUUGGCUGACCAAGCCUGCAGAGGAGAUCAGCACCAGAGCAAUCCAAACAGGCAGGCAUAAGAGAUACUACCAGACGAUGGUGAGGAAAGAGUGGAAGACGGUUGUCUCUGCAGCUCGUAUUGCCAGCGGCGGCUCCAUCAGAUCCCAGCGUGGCGUCUUUGUUGCCAAGGUGAAGAUCGCUCCGUUUGAACACGGUCCCAUCGGAGGCCAGAUCGGCCAUGCGGUGGUGAAUGAGGGAGACAACUUCAAAUUCAUCUGCAACAUCGACAACUAUGAUAGCACUACUGAAGUGACGUGGUACUGUGGUGUCAGGCAACUUGAAGCUGGUGCCAAAUAUGAAAUAGAGUAUGAGGAUGGCCUAGCCGUGAUCACCAUCAACAAGGUCACAAGAGCCGACGAUGGCACCUACAGAUGCAAGGUUGUGAAUGAGUACGGAGAGGACAGCGCCUACGCAGAGAUGUUUGUCAGCGGUGUUAGAUCUUACCGCGACUUCUUCACCGCCCGCGUGGUCAAGAAAACAAAACGCAGAAUUGACACUGCCAGAAUGCUUCAGAAGCCUCCAGAGUUCACCCUUCCUCUGGUCAACAGCACCGCCUACAUUGGCGAGGAUGUGCGCUUCGGCGUAACCAUCACGGUUCACCCUGAGCCUCGUGUCAUCUGGCACAAAUCCGGACAGAAGCUCGUCCCCGGACAAGAUGAAAAGAAAUACACCUUCAUCAGCAACACGGGCCUGUACCAGCUGAUUAUCCACAAACUCGAUGUAGAGGAUGAUGCUGAGUACAGCGUCGUGGCCCGUAACAGGUACGGCGAUGACAGCUGCAAGGCUCGUCUUACCAUUGUUCCUCGACCUAAACCAGCGGACCUCACCCUGAGGCCCAUGUUCAAACGCCUGCUCGCAAAUGUCGAGUGCAGGGAGGGCCAGAAUGUGCGCUUUGAGAUUAGAGUCUCAGGCCAUCCCAUGCUGAAGUGGGAGAAGGAUGGCACGCCUUUAACCUUUGGACCAUCUAUUGAGGUUGUCCACGAGGGUCUGGAUUACUAUAUCCUACACGUGAAAGACACUCUCCCCGAGGACUCUGGUGUGUACAGAGUUACUGCCACCAACUCUGCUGGAUCCGCCAGUUGCCAGGCCACGCUCAAAGUAGAUCGUGCCACUCAUGUAAAGAAGGAAUAUGAGCUCAGCGAAAAGGAGAAACAAAAGAUAGCUGGAAAGAAGGAAUUAGAGAAAAAGGUGAGGCUGUCUCAGAUCCUGUCCGACACUGUAUUUAUACCUCUACCCCGAUAGCGGUACAAGCUGUCAGGGAGGGCGGCCACCAUGUUCAAACCUGCAGUGACCACAAAGAAGGGCGAGAAGACUGAAGCUGAGAUACAGAAAGAAAAAGAGGAGAAGAAGAAGCGGGCGGAUGAGAAGAGGCUGCGUAUGCCCUACGACGUCCCGCCGCCUCGUGUCAUUAACCCGGCCGUUCUUGAGGUAGACUUGGAAAUAAAACACUUCCAGCCGCUCUCUGACAUGAAAUGGUACAAGAAGCUGCGGGAUCAGUACGAGUUCCCCGAGCCCAUGGAUAAAAUCAAGCAGAAGAGGAUGAAGCGUAUUCGCCUCUCCAGAUGGGAGCAGUUCUACGAGGUGCCCAUCAGGAUCAAGGACCAGUAUAAGCCUAGGUGGCGCAUCUCGUCCUUGACUCAGGAUGACUUGGAGACCGUGAGGCCCGCAAGGCACCGCACUCCGUCCCCUGAGAUGGAGGCCUAUCACCGGAUCCGGAGGAGGUCCCUGGGCGAUCUUUCAGACGAGGAGCUCCUGCUCCCCGUGAACGAGUACCUGUCGAUGAAGAGAACCGAGGAGGAGAGGCUCCGUCUGGAGGAAGAGCUGGAGUAUGGUUACUCUGCUUCUCCACCCAGCCUCAGCCCGGUUCGCUUCGAGCUGUCCGCCCUGCGUCCCUCAUCUCCCAGAAGAGUCCACAGCGACGACGAAGAGGGAGAAGAAAUACGCAGAUAUGACUCCUACCGAAUUCCAUCUAAGUACGAGGCUGGCCCGAGUUACGUUCAGCUCCGCCAGCGUCACGACAAAGCCACGUACAAACCUCCAAGACAGAAAUCGAGGGUGUAUGAAGAGAGAGAAGAUCAAGAGCUGCUGCGCCCACAUACAACCGUUCAGAGGAUGUCCGCCUACAAGAGUGAACUCAAGCGUAUGGAGUUUGAGGAGAAGACCCGAAGCUUGAGAAAGGAAACAUCUGUCACUGUUGCGACCUACUCUGAGGAUGUUGAAUCUGAGCAUGUGUCAGGUAUUACCUCCGAAUAUAUUCCUAAACCAAUCAAAAGCUAAAUGCCUGAACCAGAGAGGAGGAGAUCUCCUACUGCAGUCAAGACUGACGUGACCUUUCCUAGAGUUGAUUUUGCUUCCAGGUAUGAGGAGAGGAAGCAGGCUCUGAGAUUAGAGAGGAGAUCGGUGGAGAGGACGUUCGAGGUGGUGACACAGGCUCCCUUCAGCCUGGACCACGGCCCACGUAUUACCAUCAGGAUGCGAUCUCAUCGUGUACCCUACGGGUCCAACACAAGGUUCACCCUGAAUGUCCAGGCCAAGCCGGAGCCGGAGGUCAAGUGGUUCCACAAUGGAAAAGAGAUUCAUCAGACCAGCAAAUACCACAUGACCAACAUCAGUGGCGUUCUGACUCUCAAGAUCAGCAACUGUGAGACCGAAGAUGCCGGCACUUACCGCGUGGUCUGCAAGAACACCAUAGGAGAGACUUCUGACUACGCCACGUUGGAUGUAGCCGGAUCAGAAUACUCCGCCUUCUCUUCACGCCGCGGAGACGAGGAGCCUCCAUCCUCCCAUCUGCCAGAGAUGACCAGAACAGAGGUGUAUCACGUCUCCUCCUCUAAAACAACAGUGAAGGAAAGUGUGACUGAAAGUGUGAAAGAGACCACCACCGUGGUUGAGAAGCGAAGGGAGAAGCCCAGCACUCCUGCUAAGAUCCUCACCAAACCCCGGUCCCUGACUGUGGAGGAGGGAGGCCUCGCCAGGUUCGAGUGUGAUGUGGAUGGCGAACCAGCACCUUCUAUUACAUGGAUGCACGAAGGAGCGGUUGUCGGUUCCUCUGCCCGUCACCACAUCGUCUCCACUCAGUACAACUCCUCCUUCGAGAUCUCUGCUGUGGAGAUGUCGGAUGAAGGCAGCUACACUCUGCUGGUGGAAAACGCCGGAGGCAAACAAGAGGCCCAUUUCACUCUGACCAUUCGCAAGUCUGAGUCCAAGGAGAAGGUAGUCACCACUACCAGAAUCACCUCCCCAGAGGCCAAGUCCCCUGAACCAGUCAAAUCUCCUCAGAGAGUCAAGUCCCCUGAGCCAAUCAAGUCACCUCAGAGAGUCAAGUCUCCGGUCUCACCAAAGUCCCCGACACCAAAGUCCCCCACUCCCAAAUCCCCAACUCUAUCCGAGAAGGAACUGGGGACUGUACGAGGCUCCAAAACUAAAGCUGAGAUCUCCGAGGAAGUCAUGAAAAAGGAACUGGUCGAAGAGGAGAUUCUGUCCUCUGUGAAGGAGGUGAAGUCCUCUCACAGCCAGAUGUCCAUUACAGAGGGCCAGUCCGUGACUCUGAGGGCCAACAUCCCCGGGGCCUCCGACAUCAGGUGGAUCCUGAACGGGGAGGAGCUGGUUAACUCAGACCAGUACAGAUACGGGGCGUCUGGGAGCGACCAGACCCUGACCAUCAGGUCGGUCGGCCAGUACGAGCAGGGGGUCGUCACAUGUCAGGCUCAAACCAAGCGAGGCCUGGUCCGGUGUCAGUUUGAUACCGCGGUCACGGCCAAGCGCUCGGACGCACCCCACAUCCUGGUGCAGCCCCGGUCCCAGAACGUGGACGAGGGACAAAAUGUCAAAUUCACAUGUGAGAUAGCGGGAGAGCCGUCCCUUGACGUGGAGUGGUUGAAAGACAACAUGAUUAUGUCUGUCACAUCAAACAUCAGGCUGAGCCGCUCCAAGACGCUGUACACUCUGGAGAUUUGUGAAGCCACAGUGAAAGACAGCGGGAAAUACACUAUAAAAGCCAAAAAUCAGUUUGGACAGUGCUCUGCGACAUCCUCCCUCAACGUCCUCACUCUUGUUGAAGAACCAACAAGAAUGAUUAUUGUGGAGCAAAGAGCUUCUACUGAAUCUGCUGCUGCUGCUGCUGCCAGCAUGCAGAAACGUUUCUCUGGCUCGUCGGUUCAUAUGGAGGCAGCUUCCAUGCAGGCCGGCAGUUACAGCAGCAGCUCCCGCUCUGCUGCCACCGCCACCGAGUAUUCAUUUGAGAGCAUGUCUGCGACUAGCAUGUCUGCCAUGAUGGCUGAGUCAAUGGUUUCCAUGAGCUCCAGCAGCCAAAUGAUGGAAAUGUCCGCUCACUCGCAUGCCGAGGCCUCCUCCUCUUCCUCCUCCUCCUCCUCCUCGCUGAGGGCGCUCACAGCAGGGGGCAAAACAGGCACUCCUCCAAAGAUCGAAGCUCUUCCGCAGAACGUCAGCGCCGAGCCGGGCAAGUCCCCUGACCGUGGCGGGGGCGUUCUCCGGAGACCCGGCGCCCUCCGUCCAGUGGGUUCGCUCGGGUCGGAGCCUCCCCGACGGGAACGAGCGCUGCCACGUGGAGAACACCGCCGACCUGUCCACCCUGGUGAUCUCCGCGGUGAAGGAGGGCGACGCUGGAGCGUACACCCUCCGACUGUCCAACGAGCUCGGCUCCGACUCCGCGACCGUAAACGUUCACGUUCGGUCCAUGUAAAGAAAAAAACCCAAAAGUUAAUUUAUUCCCCCGUUUCCCGUCCAGAACCCUUUUACUUAGUGAAUUAGCAACGAUAACCUUCCGUGAUAAAGAUCUGGAUUCUUGUAAAUAUGAACUAUUUUUGUACCAUCUUGACAUUAAUUUAUGCCAAACUAGACUAAAGUCUAACGUUGUUAUAAAAUGUGCCAUAUUGGACAAUUAUGACUUAGAGGAGUUUUGAACCACUUUUCUGUGACAUGUACAUAAUGUAUAUAGCCGAAGUUAACGGUUAUGAGGAAUGUAUGCAUUGUUAUUUAUGACAAUAAUAUGAACUGAAACUAAAGCUAACAGGAGAAAGUUCCAGCAGGAACGAAUACCCUGUUGACCUGAGAACUAAACUCUGCGCCUCAACGAUAAGUUGAAGUCUAAGAUUGCCUCGGCAGGUAGAGAGGCUCCCUGCCGACGUCCUGAAACACAAAGACAGUUAUUGUUCUGGACACGCUGCGAUGUCUGCGUGCGAUAUUACAGUUUCCUACGAGUUGUACCGUGAGCGUAAGACCCCGAGUGCUGUUUGCAUCACCCUCAUGUACGCAGCACGACGCGGCCUUGUGCUCAGACCGACUGUGUCGUACCACCAACGAUUUGAUGACCCGCUGAGAGGGCGAGCGGCCUGCACUCUCAGCGUUUUUUAUUAAAGAGCGCCGUUUCUGCACAGGACGGCCGGACGGCUCCUUCAAAACGUAACAUCUCCUGGCUAGAAUGAAGGAGGAAGCCGCCGCCGGCUCUGCUGUGCAGACGCAGCGCCGUCUCUCGGAGGAUCUCUAGCUAACGUGUUGUUGUGUGUUGGAGUGUUUUUGUAGCUUGUAGUCGGUAGUCAGGGUCGUCUUCAGUCGCCACGGGGACGCCACCUCCCGCGAGACACGACAGAAGUCACGAUGUCCUGCUCUUUGAUUUAUUGAUCUGUUGAACUGUAUUUCAUCCUCCUUGAGUUUUAUGCAUUUCUGAUUUAAUAAAGCAUGUUUUCAGCACGA
Sebastes umbrosus (honeycomb rockfish) is the source of this 85570-nucleotide messenger RNA. RefSeq names its product titin, tandem duplicate 1 (gene ttn.1). The record is from RefSeq and is a predicted model, not a curated record. Gene Ontology annotation, biological process: protein phosphorylation. Gene Ontology annotation, molecular function: ATP binding; protein binding; protein kinase activity. Lineage: Eukaryota; Metazoa; Chordata; Actinopteri; Perciformes; Sebastidae.